This is a messenger RNA of Drosophila kikkawai, 62793 nucleotides long. The record is from RefSeq and is a predicted model, not a curated record. Lineage: Eukaryota; Metazoa; Arthropoda; Insecta; Diptera; Drosophilidae.
CAGCGGAUUGAAAACGCGGAGCGACAGAGUCGGCGCCGGGGCAUAAUGUGAUAAACCCGCCUGCCCAACAAACAAAAUAAUAAAAGCAACCAAAACCCAAUUUGAAUCUUUUUUCGGGGGCAGUGAGAACUGCGAGUGUUUAUACGAAAUACAAAAAUCUUACCUAACCGCGUGAGAUAAUCUCAUGUGCGCUCGCAUUGUCUCCUAAUAAAAACCCCAGAGCCCCCCGAAAGCUCCAAGUGUUAACCAUAAAAACCAGGAGAAGCGUGUUGUGUGAUUUGCUUUUAAGCAAAUUAAAGUUGAAUUACGUGUGCGCCGAAAAAAAAAGAAGAAACUGAAGGCCAUUCAAGGGUUGUUCAAAGGAAAAUUUGGAAAUUUGGCUGGCAAAGGAAAAGUCACGAAAAGUCCGUGUGUGUGUUUUUUGUGUGUGCGUUGCGUGAGAAAAAUCAAUUCUGCAUUUUGUGGAAAUUCGAAGGAGAGGAGAGAGAGAGACAAAAGAGAAGAGAGCAGUGAGACCAGGACAGGACCCACAAGGAAAACCCAGUAACCGAUGACAAUUUGGCUUGACAAGGGGCAAUUAGCAAAACCAAUGCCAUUAUGGCUGAUAGAGGAGAUCCAGGAUCCAAGCACAAGGAUCCAACAACAACAACCGUAGAUGCCGGCGGAGGACAGGCAGCGGGCGGAGGCGAUGACGUGCCUCCUCCAAUCCCAGCUGUUCGCCGGCGUCGUGCGCAUGAGCACAAGCAGUCCUCGAGAGAACAACUGGACGAGGAAGAGCAGGUUCGGAGUCAGGAGAGUCAACAGCUGGAGACAUCGACGGUGACGCGUACUUAUAUGAAAACCAUCACCACUUCCCUGACCACGUCGAGUAGCUCCAACCGGGAGGAGUUUGUGCUGGAGGAGCCCUCUCCUUCGCCAAACCAACAAAGAUUGCGUCAGAAGGUGGCUCAGUAUGAAAAAGUAUGGUCGGAGGGCUCCAAUCCUGUCAAGCGACCGGCCGAGCAGAGCUCGGAUGAGUUGCGUCUGGCCGAUGACCAACAGGAUGACUUUGAUGCCGAGAAUCCCUUUGAGAUAGACGUCCAUGAGAUUGAGCGACGACUGCGACAGGAGCGGCAGCGCGGCUUGGCAGAAGCGGAGGCAGCCAAAUUGGCUUUCCAACAGGUCCAACUCCGGCACACGACUCCUCCACCUCAGCUGCCGCCGCGACGAGUGGAGGUGACCAGCGAGCAGGUAGCUAGUCCUUUUAACGUAACCCUCCGCACCACGAGUCGUAUGAGUCCUGGGGCGGAGCAGGGCAACGUGGAGGAGCAGCUGUCGCCGUUCAAUGUGACCCUGAGAACCACUCGUAGGACCAAGAAAAAGGAGGUCAAGGAACUGGAAAGCUUCCUCGAAGGCGAAAGAACUGUGCGUGAAGUGCCCUCAGCGGAUGGAGUUCGCACCAUCAUUACCUCCUCGAUGACCAGCGAUGGUGGCUAUGCCGAGGAGAAGAUCUAUCGCCACGGUGAGGGCUAUGUAUCGCCUAGGGAUUCACCCUCUUGGUCGCGUUCCAGUUACUCCAGCGAGCGUUCCAGUGUGACGCCUCCGAGGAGCGUAGAUCUAACCGCCGGCGGACGAAGGAUUCUGAUCAAACUGGAGCAGGAAAGUGAACUGGCAGAAGCUGAUAGCCAACUAAGGGACGAAACCGAUUCGUUUGGUGGUCGCCAGGAGUUGUCCAUGGCAACGGGCGGCAACAUUGACAUUACCGUCGGUGGUAGCAACCCCCGCCGGCGUUUAUACCAGCAAACAACUGUCCAGGUGGGUGGCAACGCCGCCGCCGAGCCAACCCUAACCCCCCAAAGGCAGCGGCCCAGGGAACUAGCACUGGGCACCACGAAGACAAUGCUAACAUCCACGCCAAUUGGCACGAAGGAGCAACCGCAAACGGGUCCGAAAACUCAAGUUAGUCCAGCUGCAACGUGCCAAUUGCGCGGUUCUUCGACGGAAGAGCCCCGGAAAAUUGUAAGCCACAAAACGAUAACCAGCACAACGACCAAGUCCACUUCAUCCUCCUCCUCCACGUCGCGCAAAUUAAUCGAAUACGAAUCGGGAUCCGGAUCCGGGAAUAUCUCGCAGAUACGUAUGGAAAAUAUAACCGCGAGUGACAACGACAUUGUCGAUAACGAUUCGGAUACGGAGGGCAGGCCGGCCAGCAGUAUAGUGAUUGUGUCCACGCCCACGCGUUCCCAUACACCGGCACCGGCAACCACAUUCAUAUCUGCACCAACGGCAUCCGCGUCGCCCAUUACGCCGCACUGUUCGACAGCUGCCCACGCCCUCAGCGGCAUUGGCACUUUCAGCAAGAGUCUGCGCCAGGAUUAUCAGACUCUAGCAACGCAAAGUGGCCGCAGCAACGAAUCGCCCAGCGACCAGGAAUACCAGGAGUUCCAGUCCACCAUGGCUUCGAUCAAUUACGCACGGAGCAAUUCCCAGUACGAUUGUCAUAUCAAGGAGAAGAGAGAGGAGCAAGAACGUGUGCAGAAGAAGACAUUCACUAAUUGGAUUAAUUCAUACCUACUGAAGCGUGUUCCACCGCUUCGUAUUGAUGAUUUAAUCAAUGACUUACGCGAUGGUACUAAACUAAUCGCAUUGCUUGAAGUUCUGUCCGGCGAACGCCUGCCCGUGGAGAAGGGCCGCGUCCUAAGACGUCCACAUUUCCUUAGCAAUGCCAACACGGCCCUGCAAUUUUUGGCCAGCAAACGUAUCAAGUUGGUUAAUAUUAAUCCCGCAGAUCUGGUGGAUGGGAGACCACCAGUUGUGCUGGGCUUGAUAUGGACAAUCAUCUUGUACUUCCAGAUCGAGGAGAAUAGCCGCAACCUAGAAUAUUUGGGUCAUGGUAUUGGCGGUUCGGUUAGUUCCCUCGACAGCGUUGGCAAUCAGAAGCAUGGCGAUCUUAAGGCUGAGAAAUGGAAGCAGGGCGCCAGGAAGACCCUGCUUAACUGGGUUACCAAUGCCUUGCCAAAAGACAGUGGUGUGGAGGUUAAGGAUUUCGGCGCCAGCUGGAGAGAUGGCGUCGCCUUCCUUGCCCUUAUUGAUGCCAUCAAGGCGAAUCUGGUCAACUUGGCUGAGCUAAAGAAGACCAGCAAUCGUCAGCGUUUGGAGACUGCUUUCGAUGUGGCCGAAAGCAAGCUGGGCAUUGCCAAGCUCUUAGACGCUGAGGAUGUGGAUGUACCCAAGCCGGACGAGAAGAGUAUCAUGACAUAUGUGGCGCAAUUUUUGCACAAGUAUCCCGAACCAAAGGGUGCUUCUCGCGAUCAGUCGCAUGCGCAACAGGAGGCGGACGAGCUGCGUCGCUUCCUGGUGGAAAAGACCACCGAAUACGAGCCCAUGGUCAUGAUGAGCUCGUUCCCACGUGAUUUCGGUGAAUAUCUUCUGGCACGUUCGGAAGUCGAUGCCCAUUUGCCGGCCUACAACCGCCUGAAGCAGCUUAUCGAAAGCCAGAGCGGCUUCCUGCAGGUUUCCCGGCAAUCUUGGGAUGAAAUCAACGAGCUGUGGCAGCGCCUCCAGUACCAGAUGAUGUACUGGCUCUGGCUGCUGGAUUCGGAGCUGCCCGGCGACUUUGGCACCGUUGGCAAAUGGCUAGCCGAAGCCGAGAAACUAUUAAUGGACAAUGAGAUACCCAAUGCCAUGAAUGAGGAGACGGCCGCUGUGAUCAGCAGGAAGCUGGAGGAGCACAAGCUCUUCUUUGCCGAUUUGCCCCGAAUUUUGGCCAUGUUUGACAAUGCUAAGCGAUCACCUUUGGCCCAGCAGAUUCCCUUGGAGCAGCUGCGCAACAUGGAGCGUCGUCUACAAGAAGUGGGACCCAAGGCCGCGGAGCGUAGAAUCCGUUUGAAGUUCCUGGAGCACAAGUGCUGCCUGAUUGCCUUCUUGAAUCUGGUGGAGAACAAGAUGCGCGGCUGGACGGGCAAGUAUGGGCAUGAGGAGAAGGUCGCCCAACAGCUGGAGCAGUACAAGAACUUUGUGUCGCGCAAUAAGAUUUUCCAGGAGUUCCAAAAGGCCUUCGUGGACAUGCAACAGGUGGUGGAUGAGUACAAGCGCGAGGGCAAUGUUCCACGCAAGGACAUCAACGAUAUUGAUAGGUUUAUGUACGAAACCGAAGAGCGCUGGAAGCGUGUCUCCAUGGAGCUUAAGUGUUGUCAGAACUCGCUGGAGGAAGUCGUGAACUGCUGGCGCAGCUGGAAUCAAUUGGCCCCAACCUGCGAGGAGUGGCUUUUGCUGGCCGAGCAGAAGGUGAAUCAAAGCGAGGAUGAGCGCCUGGACUUCUUCCAGGACAUACCCGUGUGGAAGGACAAGUUCGAUGCUUUGGCCAACUCUGCCAACUAUCUGAUUGCCUCCUGCGAAGAGCCCAUUGCCCAGCAGCUGCGUCAACGCCAUGGAGCUCUCUCGGAGCGUUUUGAGCGCCUGUUUGCCAACACCAAGCAGUACAUGCAUGCUGGCGAUAUUAUACGCUCCCGUCAGGAGUACAAAUCUGGCAUCGAACAGCUCUCUAAAUGGUUACGUGGAGCGGAAAGUGUUCUAGACCAGCGUCAAGUCCUGGGAAACUCCGACCAAAUCAAGCAAUACGGCCAGCAGCUUCAGCAACUCGCCAGCGAGAUCGAUGACAAUGAGGAGCUGUUCAAGACCAUCAGCAGGAAUUUCCAAGCCUUGAUACAGGAUCUAUCACGCGACGAGGUGGACAAGAUGAUGAAGCUGCUCAAGCUGGAGAAGGAAUCCCUGGUGCGCAUACGCGCUCAGUUACCUGCCAAGCUGCAUCUUUUCCAUCAGCUGCAGAUCCAACAGGAAUCCUUGGAGGCGGGACAAAAGGAGAUUCACCAGUGGCUAAGUGAGGCGGAGCAACUCCUGGGCACCCACAAUCUCUCCGGAGGACGUGAUGCCAUCAAUGAGCAGCUGCACAAGCACAAGACCUACUUUUCGCGCACUGUCUACUAUCGUUCCAUGCUGGAGAGCAAGAACAAGGUGUUCCAGAAUCUACUAAAGGCAGUGGCUGCAGACGACAAGAUUGAUACGGCGCCCGCCUCUCAGCAAAUGCAACAGCUGAACGAACGCUUUAAUUAUGUGAUUCAGAACGCCCAGCAGUGGGAGCAGCGCUUGGAUUCAGCCGCCGGAGGUUGGAGCAACUUCAAGGACAACGAGCGAAGGGUUAGCGAGUGGCUAACCCAGGCAGAAUCCAUGCUGGUGGAGAAGCACAUUGAGUCGAAGACCACCAUUGAGACGCAGAAGUAUUUCUUCGAGCAGGUCAACGAUCGCUGGAUGAACGAUCUGGUGCAAUCAGCUCAACAGCUUCUGACCACCCUGCCCGCCCAGGAACAACCUGCUGUGGUGCGAAGCGUCGAGGAACUGCAAACCCGUUGGAAGAAUGUCUUAUCCCAGGCUCCCUUACAUCUCCUGAAACUUGAGUUCCGACUGGACGAAAACGCCUUCUAUCAGUCCUUCAAGGAUGUGGAGAAGGAGUUGCAGCUGGAACAGCAGGCUCUCAAUCGCAACGAGGAUGUGGACUCUAUACUGCAGCGUAACCAGCAGUUCCUUAUGCAGCAGGAUGCGGUGCCUCGAGUGGAGCGCUGCCUGCAAAACAUGCAACGUUUGGCUCAGGCUCACCGCCAACAGCAACCCGGCGAUAUUAGCCUGGACCAGGCCUACGACAAUGCCAAGUCCCAGUGGGAGCUGUUGUCCAACAAGCUGGGCGACAUGCGACAGACCCUGCAGCAAAUCCCAGCCCAAUGGCAGGGCUAUCAUGUGAAGUUCAACGACAUGGUUCAGUGGAUGAACAGCGUGGACCAGAGUCUGAAGAAUAUCGUCAACGAAGUAAACACUAUGGAGGAGUUUGAAAAGGAGAAGGUUGUCUUCCAGCUGAGGGAGCUAGUGAAAAUCUGCCAAGAUGCGGACAACAAACGUGAAGAUAUGAAAUGGCUUGUCAAGACCUUGGACUCACUGCUUAGCUAUGCCACCGAAGAUGAGGCCAAUCUGGAGCAGAAAAAACUGGAAGAUCUAAUCGCUCGCUACAAGAACCUCAUACCAACCAUUGAGAUCACCAUGGUCAAGACGGAGGUCUUCUCCAAGUGCUACACCUACCGACGAGAAGUUCACGAAGUGGUCUGCCUGCUGACCAAGGUCAAGGAUCAGACGGCCAACAUCCCGGCGCCCGAUAGUCUGGAGCGUGUGAAUCGUAUGAUUGAAGAGCAGCAGUAUGCCAUCAAUCAGCUGGAUCACCAGCGUCCGCACAUCAUGUCUAUGCUACAGCGAGGACGUGAUCUCAGCAAGGAUGUCCAUGCCCCAGCCUUUGUGAACACUGAGGUGAAGAAUCUAGAAACUGGAUGGAAUCAGGCCUACACCGAGACCUCUGACAAGCUGCAAGCCCUCAAGGGCACCCAGGCGGUGUGGAGCGAGUUCGUGGAUCAGAAGAACGACAUCUUCUCCAUGUUGCAAACGGCUGAGACCGAACUUCGCGCCCUUACACCCCUCCAAACCGACCCGAAGAACGUGAGUCAGGAUUUGAAGUCAAAGAGGGAUCUCAAUGUGCAGCUGCAGCAGGCCUCGCAUCAGCUUCUGCCCAAGUUGCAUGCUCUCAAAUCCGAGCUGGCACCGCUGGCUGCCGCCGACAAGCGUCCCAUUCUGGAGAAAGAGGUGACCGAGGUGGAGAAGAUGUUCUUCAACACCAUGGAGCAUGUCAAGGAUCGUGUGGGCUACUUGGAGGACUACAGUGCCAAGUGGAACAACUACAAGACCCGUCUGGCCGAACUCCAAGAAUGGGCCAACAAGGUGGCGCCCAAGAACAUCGAGGCCCUGCAGUCCGAGGAUCUCACACCGGAAGAGCGUGUGGUCAAGGUUCAGGCCUUCAAGCGUCUCCUUGGAGAUCGCAUGAAGCAACUGGAUCUACUGGCUGCCGAUGCUUCCGAAUUGGCACCCAAGGAGGGAAACAUUGCCGAGGCCAAGCGACUAAAGGGAGAAAUCACCAAGCUGCAGGAAGUACUCAGUGCCAUCAACCGAAAUGUGGAUCACCAAGCGCAAGCCGUGCAGGAGGAUCUCGUCAAUUGGCAGCAGUUCCAGGCCGGUCUGCAACAAAUCAAGCCAGCCGUGGAGCAAAGCGAAGUCAAGGUAAAUAAUGUAGUUUCUAAGCCCAUCUCCCUCGAAGAAGCCGUUGCCAUGCAACACAACGCCCAACAAUUCGAGACACAGUGCCAGGAGCAAUUGGACAAGCUCCAUGGCAUAUCAAACAUCAGUCAUAAAAUGUUAUGCAAGACCAAUGCCCCCGAUGAGCUGGACGCUAUGCAUUCCCGCUGGACGGCCGUCCACGAGAAUGCCAAGCAGGCGAGCGCCAAGCUCGAGAAAUUGGUGGCCAAUUGGAAGUCAUUCGACGCCGAUGCUGCCAAGCUCGAGGAUUGGGUUGGCCAGGGCGAGCAACAGAUGGCCAGGCGUCCAGCUGUCCUCAAUACCCCGCACAUUGAUAAGCUCGAAAAGGAGCUGGUCAAGCUGAAGUCCUUCAACAACGAGAUCUCGCAGCAGCAAGCGAAGCUGGUGACUCUGGGUCAGAAUGCCGAUCAGAUUAGUUUGCAUUUGGCACCCGAGGGCGCAGCGGCGCUUAAGGAUCGCGUCAACCAAAUGAAGGGCAAGCUUCAGAAGCUUUCGGAAACCACUCGCGGUCACAUCAACGAGGUAUCGGAUGCCAUUAUUUCCCGCCAGGAUUUCAAUGCCAAGUUGGUAAACUUUUCCAACUGGAUGGAACAGCUUCGUAACCAGGUGACUCAGGUGGAGGAAAUUAAUCCAGAGCGCGUGGAAACUAGUCUCCAUGUGAUCCAUGCCCUCCUGCAGGAACAUGCCGAUAAGAAGCCCAGCUUCAAUGCCAUCUACGAUGAGGUGAAGCAGCUGGCUUUAGGUGCCACUCCCGAGGAGUCAAACGCCCUGAAUGAUGCCUACACUGCUCUGGUGGUCAACUAUCAGAAUUUGGAAACAAAUAUGCUGCAGAAGAAGGCGGCUCUUGAAAAGUGGACCGAGCUUUUGGGUUGGAAGAACGACACGGAGUCGCAUUUGAAUUACCUGAAACACCAACUGGACAAACCAGAGGGACCGCCUGCCGAAGAGCUGACCAAGGUUAUAGCAGAGAUUGAUAACUUAGGACAGGGCCUGGGUUAUUGGAAGGGUCAGGCUAAGGAGAUUGACGAGAAUCCAGCCAUUCAGCUAAGGGAUGCCUUGUCUCGACGUCCACUAAUUGCCACCCAAAUUGUUAAUGAUGUGGAGAACAAGCUGGAGAACCUCAAGCUGCGCUCGCAAAAUCAACAACAGCAACUCCAACAGAUGACCGUGCGCAAGGACAAAUUCCAUGCUCUGGAGCACAACUUUGGCCAAGCCCUGCAAGAGAAUCGCGCCAAGCUGGACGAGAUUCUCAGGCAGCAUCCAACCCUAAACAACAUCGAUCAGAUUAUUGCAGAUUUGGUGGCUCUUAAUGAUGCCCUAAAAUACCAAGCAGACCUUAAGAAUCGCAUCCAUGACGAAGGUUCUUUGCUGAUGCGUGAGGAUAUUGCUAGCAUGCCCGCCAUUCAGGAGAGCCUUCUGGUCAUGGAUAAGAAUUAUGACUCGCUUCAGAAUGAGAUUGCCGAUCGCAUACAGAAAUAUAACUUGAUUAGCCAGGCCCUGAAGGAGUACGCCGACUCCAAGGACAGGUUCUCCAAGGAGCUGAAAAAGGCUGAGGAUCUAUUCAAUGCCAUACCCCAGCAGCCGCGUGAUGAAACUGAGCUCCAGCAGGCUUCCGAAAAGACCAGGAAGACCAUGGAGCAGCUGCGCAAGUCCAAGCUCAAUUUGGAUGAACUCGAACGACGGGGAAGCAAUGUUGGAAAACUAUUCAGUGCUAUUGGCGAGCCGAUACCUCAGGAAGUGCCACAGGAAGUGGCUGCUUCCAAGCAACAUUGGCAGGACUUGCACGACAAGACAGCCAAGAAUGCCCAUGUCUAUGAAACCGAGGCUGUUAUUUGGUCGCAGAUCGAAGAUGCCAAAAAGGAUUUGCUUCCUUGGCUGUCCGAGACGAAUCAGGGACUCUGUGAUGCUGCUGAUAACUCCAUAGAAAUUGAGUUUGGACCCAUGCGCUUGAGUAAAUACCGCACCGAGUUGCCUUCGUAUCAAGCUCUCAAGGAUUCCAUAGCCGAGAAAACCAAUGAUUUGGUGAAGAUCAACAAGGGUGCCGAUAUCCCUGCACUCUCUGCUCUUAAUAAACUCCUGAAUGAACAAUUUGCUGAAGUUCAAAAUAAUGCUGAUCGCUUGAGUGCUGUUACCACAUCGUUUAAUGACCAAGAACAGGAAUUGCGCAAGCGCUCCAAGGAAGCUGGCGAGCAAGUGAGCAAGCUCCGUGAGCAGCUCAUUAAGUGCGACGACAUGUCCGGCGAUAAUAACAAGAUCAUGGAGCGUCUCCUGCAAUGCCGCGCUUUACGUGGCCAACUGGACAAUAGCGGCAAUGAGAUCGACAACAUUAAACAGAAGGUCGACGAAUUGCGUAAUCUAUAUCCCACUUUCAGUGAGUCUAUCAUACCCAAGGAACUGAAUAAUGUCCAGAAACGCUAUGAGAACGUCGAUCUUUAUGCUAAAAAGAUUGAAAGUUCUUUGCUGCAGUUCCUCAAGAAGUUCCAUGCUGAUAAGGUGGGCAUGCUGAAGCGCAUCAUUGCCGCUCAACGCGAAAAGGUGGCUUGGUGUCAGCCAGAAUCGUCGAGCGACAAAUACAACCUGGAUGUGAAGAAGUCCUCAUUGCAGGAGGUAAGCAAGAGCAUAGACGAUUGCAAGGCGCGACAUGCUGAAACCUUGAAAUCCCUGGAAAUGCUGAAGGCUGUGGAAUCGCCACAGAAUCUGGCCGAACUUACCAGCGAUGCCGAGUUGCUGCACAACGACAUGAAGGCGCUUCAGGACAGCUUUGAUAAAAUUAAGGGCAUCCUCGAUGAAAAUGUCGAUUUGUGGUCUCAGUACGAGCAAUCGAACGAACAGAUAUCCAAUUGGCUGCGUGACGUUGAAGGACGUGUUAAGGCUGAAACAAGCAGUCAGGUCAACCUUCCUGAGGUACCACAAAAGCUUCAAGAAUUGGCCAUACUCCAACAAGAUGUCUUGGCCCAUGAGCCCAUAAUUACGAAUCUGGAGCAGACAUCUCAGCAACUGAUUGAAAAGAAUCCUGAGGCGCGUAUUGGACAGUUUGUCACUCACUUGGUGCAGCGCUACCAGGCUGUGGCCAAGGCCCUGGCCAACUACAUCGAUAAGACCCGUAGUGCUCAAUUGUCAAAUGCAAACUUUGCAAAGGCAGCCAAGGAUUUCAAUGAGUGGUUUGGUGAUGCUAAGAUCGAGUUCCAGGAAUUGGCUCGCAUGGGAUCCCCGGGAUCUUCAUCAGCCACAGCUCAACAGUUACAGACCGUUAAGAACUACAUCAAAACUUUCGACAAUGGUCAGUUGCUGCUGAACAAUGCAGUGGAUAUAGGCGAGGCCCUAUACCCGGUGGUUUCUCCCGAGAAUAGGGAACACAUUCGUGCCGAUCUUCGCCAGAUGCGUGAGAAAUUCGAUUACCUGAGAGACGAAGCCAAUGCAUUCAUGCAGCAAGUGGAGGGUGUUCUUAUACAGAAGACCUCCAUCGAAGAGAGCUACACGCAAGUAUCGCACUACCUCAACGAAUCUAAGGCUAAGGUUCCCACUGGUGAUGAACUGUACCCAACUUUGGCAACCAAGAAGGCUGCCCUCCAGAACUACAAGACGCAACUGCAGGAGAUUACCCUUCACAAGAAUGCCCUUAAGCAAUUGCAUGAUAAGGCUGUUACACUAUGUGAUGACGAGUCCGAGCGAAAGACUGAUGAGUCCAUCCAGGAGUACAAUACUCUUUCGAAGAAGAUUUCGGACAGAAUCACAACUGUGGGCAACCAUGUUGUUAAGCAUGAGGCCUACGACCAGGUGCUGGAGAAGGCCCAAGACUGGCUGAACACAAUUAAAUCGGAAGCCAUUGAUAUACUCAACGAAACUACUUUUGAGAAGGAGGGUGCCGAGGAGAAGCUAAUUGUUGUGGAAAAUCUUUUGCAACACAAGCCCGAGGGGGAUUCCAUUUUCGAUACCUGCCAUAAAUUAUUGGAAACGGUACUCUCCCAAACCCAUCCUAGCGGUCAUCCAGCCCUGCUUAAGGGUUUCCAGGAGCCAAAGCAAGCUUGGGAGGACUUUAUGACUCUGUGCCAAGAUUCAUCCGUAAAACUAAAGCAACUGUGCUCCAAAUGGGAUGAGUUCGACUCGAUCAUCGAAGAGCUGGACAAUUGGAUGAAGAAUGUCGAGGCGGUGGUAAAGAACCAGAACCUUAAGAGCACUGCUGACACCAAGAAGGCCCAUUUGAAGCAGCUCCAAGACAUUGCCAAGGAUAUCGAUCGCCGUGGUUCAGCCAUCAAUGAGCUGAUGGAUCAAGGCCGUGAGAUUGAGGGUGAAACUGAUUUGAACCUUAAGCUUUCCCGCCUUAAUACUCGCUACCAGACGCUCAAGAAUCUAUGCAAGGAGUCGAUUGCCAAGUACGUGAACUAUGUGAAGGAUCAUGAGAGCUUCGAUCAGGACUUUGAUGCGUUCAAGCAAAGUCUUCAGGUAUCCGUUGACGACCUUGCCAAGGCCAACGAGAUUGUGGGCGAUCAGAGUGUGCUGCAGGAUCAGCAGAACAAACUCCGUGAGAUGUCCGACAAACGCAUUUCGGACUCUACUCUCUUUGAGGGUCUCAUUGAUCGCGGAGAGAAGCUCUAUGGCCACACUAGCCCUGACGGUCGCGAGAUUAUUCGCCAACAGUUGCGUUCUCUACGCACUCUGUGGGACAACUACACGGAUGAUUUGAAUUCGGCCACACAAAAGAUCGAUCAGUGCUUGCUGCAGUUUAACGAAUUCAGCAUUGCUCAGGAUCAGCUUACCAAGUGGCUGAAAGACGUUGACAAGGCCAUGCUAAGCAACACGGAACCAAAGACAACCCUGCAGGAAAAGCGUGCUCAAUUGCAGAAUCACAAGCUCCUGCACCAAGAAAUCACUACCCAUAACGUUCUAGUCGAUAAUGUAUGCGACAAGGCUCAGAUCCUGGUGGAUCAGAUCAAGGAUAAUUCGUUGAAUGUCUAUUUAGCGUCGAUCAAACAAAUUUUCCAAGGCAUCGUUCAAAAAUCCGAUGUUAUUCUGCACAACCUAGAGGACUGCGUGCAAAAGCAUAACGAAUUGAACAAUGCUUUGGCCUCAGCCAAGACAUGGAUUUCGAAUGAGAAGGCCAAGCUCUUGGAAUGCGAUGAUGCUUAUGGUGAGAAGGCUGAUAUCAAGCGCAAGAUCGAAACACUUGGUCAGUUGGCACAAAACAAGCCACAGGCAAUGAAAUUGCUCGGCGAUAUUCGCGAUCAGUUUGAAAAGGUGAAGCCAACGACGUCCGAAAAGGGUAAUGAAGUGCUGGACAAGGAAAUUGACGAACUGGAGACCACCAUGAAGAGCCACUUCGAUGACAUCGAGGGCAUUGAGGGCAAGCAGAAGGAUGUGCUAGCCCAGUGGGACAAAUUUGAAAAGGCUCUUGAAGAUCUCACCAAGUGGUGUCGCAAUGCAGAGGCCGUAUUCCGCGAGCAGCAGCUCCAGUCCACACUUCACGAAAAGGUAGAACAGCUGGAUAAGUAUAAGAUUCAAAGGGAAUUGAUACAACAAAAGGAAAAGGAAAUCGAUGCUUUUGGAGAUGCUGCCCAUGCUCUGCUUAACAACUGCGGAGCCGAUCGCCUAAAGACACUGACCACUCAAAUCACAAAUCGUUAUCAGCUACUUCAGGUUCUCAGCAAGGAAGUGGUUAACCGCUGGUCUAAUCUUGUUGACGAUCAUCAAUUCUACCAGGACAAGUACAACGAGGUGGAUUUGUGGCUGCAACCCAUUGAAACCCAGCUGGAGAAGGUCAUUAAGGAUGAGCCCACCCAAAGCUCUAACAUUCUUCAGGUGCUCCUCUCAGAAAAAGAGCAAGCUGAGAGCUUAUUCGCGGCAUUAAAUGCGGCUGGUGAGAAAGCUCUGCCAGAGACAUCCACUCAGGGAAGGGAGAAGAUUCGUAAGGAUCUGCGUGAUAUCCGCGAUCGUUGGGAUAAAUUGGACGAGGGCAUUCGCAACUUGGAGAAACGCCAAGAAGCUCAAGGUGUUCAGCUGACCAGCUACCAGGACAUACUAAACCAAACUGUCAACUGGCUUGACCAAGUAGAAAAACUUUUGCAUAACGAAAACCCUGCUAGCUGGACCAGUGCCCAGGAGAUCCGCUCCAAAUUGUACAAGUACAAGGCCACCAACCAGGAUAUCAAUUCCCAUAAACGAAUCGUGGAGGCCGUGAACGAGAAAGCAGCAGCCCUUAAAGGAAGCGCCGCUCCUGCAAACGCCGAUGAAAUCGCAAAGGCUGUGGCUGAGGUAAACAAACGUUACGAGCAAGUCGGUCAGGAUUGUGCCAAACUGGUGGCUGAUCUAGACGGCGCCUUCGACGUGUAUCAACAGUUCUCUGAGCUACAGAAGGCGCAACAGGACUACCAGAAAAAUCUUUGGGAUCGUCUUACCGGUUACUCUGACUACUCCGGUAACAAAGCAGCAUUGCAGGCACGUCUACAGAAGAUCAACGAGAUUCAAGAUGCCCUGCCUGAAGGUGUGGCUAAACUGAAGUCCCUGGAAGAUCACAUAGAGCAGCACGCUACCAGUAUACCCGCUCGAUCCAAGGAGGCGAUGGCCCGUGACUUGGCCAACUUGCAUGCUGAUUUCGAGAAGUUCGGUGCGUCUUUGAGCGAUGUAAAGAGCGGCUUGGAGAAUCGUCUCCAGCAAUGGAAUGACUACGAAGUUAACUUGGAUCGCCUGAUCAAUUGGUUGGGCGAAGCGGAGAAUGCUCUUAAGAACUACAAUCUGAAAUCGUCGUUCGAGGAGAAGGAAGACCAAUUGAAUCGGUUCCAGUCCUUGGCACAGAGCCUGCGUCAAAACGAAGCUGACUUCGACAAGAUGAAGGACGAUACCUCGGAGUUGGUUCAGAGUUCUGGUGAAACCAGGAUUGCAGUGAAUGUGCAGCAGGUCUCCUCCCGAUUCCAAUCAAUCCAAGCCACGGCCAAGGAGAUUCUCAAGAAGUGCGAGCAGGCCGUCCAGGAUCAUGGUCACUUUAAUGAGAAGUACAAGCAAUGUGCAGAUUGGUUGGCGAAUGCCCAGGCACGUUUCGACGACUGCAGUGACUUGUCAUCGGUGGGAUCCCGUGAUGAUCUCCUGAAGAAACAAAUGGUCAUUCAGGAGCUUCUGGCUCAGCAGCCAACGGCUACUCAGCUGCUCAAUAGCACCGUUGAGUUGGGCGAGAAGUGUUACGGAUCCACAGCAACCGAGGGACGUGAAGCCAUUCGCAGUCAGCUGGAUGAUCUGACUUUCGAUCAAUUGUUUGACAAUAUCGCCAGCACUGCAAGGAAGAUUCAAGACAAGAUAGCCAAGUGGUCUGGCUUUGAUGAGAUCGCUGACAGUUUGAAGAGCUGGCUGGAUGAAACAGAGAAUGCUCUUCCAACCGAAAUCGAACUAAAGACCACACUGGAUGAAAAGCGCACUAAACUGCAAGCCUAUCGUGAUAUCCUGAAUGACAUCAAUAAUCACCAGGUGGAGGUUGGUAAUCUUCAGGAGAUUGCAGCUAAUUUACCUGAAAAGACGGAUCUCGUUGAUCAAAUCCUCAAGGAUAUAGCCGAUCGGUUUGUAAAGCUGCAGAAGCGUUCCCAGAACUACGUGGAGCGCUACGAAGGCAUUGUCAGUGCCCAUCAGCAGUACUCCAAGGCCGUGAUGGAUGCCCAAGAAUUUAUUGAUGCCACUCAGAACACGGUCCACUACUGGGGUGACUUGGACUUGGAACAGAUCUCACUGCACACGAACCUCGAUCGCCUAAAGAAUCUUAAGGCCAGUCUGGCCGACGAAUUCCCUCGAGUUGAUCAAGUCAGGGCUUUGGGCGAGAAGGUCAUUCCGGGUACAGUGGAUGUGGGUCAGGUUAACAUAAAGUCUCAGAUAGACACAACCCAGCAAGAGUGGGAGGGUCUCCUAGCUGCCAUCACCUCUACCAUAGAAGCCAUUGAGGCGCGCCUGCAGCACUGGUCGGAGUACGAACAGUUGCGUGAUCAGUGUCUGGCUUGGAUUCGGGAUACUGACAACAACUUGCAUGCUAUUGAUCUUAAAGAGGAUUUGCCCAAAAAGCGUGCUCAGUUAGAUGCGCUGAAGGCUCUGCAAGGAGAUGUGCGUGCCAAGGAACUGGAGGUUGAUAACGUGACAGAGAAAGCUCAAACCCUUCUGAAGGGACCCACUAGUAAUCGAACCUCGGGACCUGAGUUGGUGACUAAGUACCAGCAGAUCUUCCAUAAGGUCAAGGAGCUCAACAAUCGCUGGCAACAGUACGUGACUUCCCAUGAAGAUUUCGACAAUUCCAUCUCGGAUUGCUCCUCGUGGAUCAAUCAUAUUAAAGAGAAACUGGAUUACUGCUCAGAUAUGUCCUCAAUGAGUCCCAAAGAAUUGGAUAAAAAACUGGCCACCAUUCAAGAUGUUAUCUUGCUGAAGGACGAAGGCUCUGCUCGUGUCUUGAAGAUUCUCGAGCAGGCUCAGCAUGUCCUGGCCAACACAGCACCUGCCGGACACGAGGCAAUCAACAAAGAGCUAUCAGAUCUUCAGGAUCUCUGGUCGAGCAUUGCUUUGCGCAUUAUGGAUGUAAAGUCGAAUCUGGAUGAUUCCAUCACCCAGUGGUCCGGAUUCCUGGACCAGGUGCAAACGGUUCGCAAGUUCAAUGAGUGGCUGGAUGCUUUGCUAAAGGAAUUAAGUGAACACCAGACCACAAUGACGGAGAAGCGAGCUCAGUUGGAUCGUGUUAAAUCUACGGAGGAGAAGGUGCGCGUGGAAAAGAUUGAUGUUGACGCGCUCAAGAUUCAAGCCAAGGAAAUGAUUGCAAGUGGUCAACAGAGCCAGGCUGCCUUCCAGGCUCAAAAGGUGCUUGAUACGUUCGAUGAACUAUUCGCCAAGUCCCAGAAACUGCUCUCGGAUCGCCAGGAUCAGUACAGGGACCAUCGGUUGUUCAAGGAGGCCUACGAUGAUUUGGGUAGCUGGAUUGGACGUGCUCGUGAGAAGUUCCCCACCUUGAAGCAGAGCAGCUUGAGCGAUAAAUUGGCCAUUGAGAAUGCAGUUCAAGCCACUGAAGCUCUUUUGAACAAGCAGGCUCAGGGUGAACUACUAGUUGAGCACCUCGUGCACACUGGUGAGGUUGUGCUGGCCAGCACCUCUUCGCCAGGUCAGGAGAUCAUCCGAAAUGAUAUUCGUGCCCUGCGCGAUAGUUUCGAAAGUUUGUUCCGCGAAAUCAACCAGCAGAAGGAGAACCUUGAAGUCACCAUGGUCCAAUGGCGAGCCUACAAGGAGGAGUACGAACGCCUGAUGGAGUGGCUGCAACAGAUUGAUAUCUUGGUAAAGAACCAUAAGCUCAACUUAUGUCCCAAUCUGCCUGAUAAGGAGAAGCAGGUGGCUGACAUGAAGGAUGUAAUGUCACGAUUAGAGAAGGGCAAGGAAGACAUCGAUAAGUUCAAUGCAUCCGCUGCCAGUCUUCUGAAGUCUCAUCUCGAUACCUACGUGAACAAUCAGCUCAGACACUUGGGUUCGGUCUAUCAAGUGCAAGUAAACCUAGCCAAGGACGUCCUUAAGAAGGUGGAAACCAACCGCGAUCAGCAUCGUGAGUACGACGCCAACAUGAAGUCCGCCAAGGAUUGGAUAGCCAAUGCGAAGGCCACAAUUCAGUCGGCCGGCGAGGGAGCUGGCUCCAAGGAGGCUCUCCAGCGCCGCCUGGAGCAGAUUCAGGAUCUGAUUCGUAACCGUGAGUUUGGCCAAAACUUAGUCCACACGGCCAUCAACAAUGGCGAGAAGAUAAUUCGAAACACUCGCUCUGAUGGUCGCGAUGCUAUCAACAAUGAAAUGAAGGAACUGCAAACCGAGUGGGAUCGCUUGGUAAAGAAAAUGUCCACUGCUAAGGUACAACUGGAGACCAAUCUUCUCCAAUGGGCGGACUACAGUUCCAGUUACUCUCAGCUGCAGCAAUGGAUCACCGACAGAGAGGCUAAGUUGCAGCAGGCCUGCGAGCAGAAGAUCAUCAAAUCCCAGCGUGGUCAACCAGGUCUCAGCAGUGGUCUUAGCGAACGCAAGGCCAAUCUCCGACAGACUAACAACAUUGUUCAAGAUAUUGUGUCCUUUGAGCCCAUGAUUCAGUCUGUUACUUCCAAGGCAUCUGACCUACAGCAGGGUGCUCCUGCCACUGAGAUUUCAGAUAAAUACGAUAACCUUACCAAGCAAGCCAAGGAUUUGUACGAGAAGCAGAAGAACACCAUCGAUAGCUAUCAGUCUCUAAUAGAUGCGGGCAAUGAGUUCGCAACCUGGCUGAGAAAUGCCAAGGAACGGUUGAGCAAGUGCUCUGAGCCCACGGGAGAUAAGCAGGCUCUGGCCGAGAAGACUCACCAACUGAAGAUUCUGCAAGGUGAACUGCCCGAGGGUGCCGAGAAACUGAAGAAUGCUCUCGAGCAGGGCGAGAUCGCUUGCCGAAGUGCCGAGCCCGAGGAUUGUGAAAUCAUCGAACAGGAGGUGGCCCUGCUUCAAGAGGAAUUCGAUGCUUACAGGGAAGCUCUGAACAAGGCCAAGGACUACCUGGAUGUGGGCAUUGUCAAAUGGUCGGACUACCAGGAUCAGUACACCGAAGCUUUGGAAUGGUUAAGCAAGACCGAAGCUCUGGUUCAGUCCUACAACAAGUUGCAGGACAGCUUGCCUCAGAAGAAGGUGGUCCUCGAGCAAUUCCAGGGACAUCUUCAGACCCUCUUCGACUGGCAGAAGACUCUGGAUGAUCUGAAUAUGAAGGCCCAAGUUCUCCUGGAGACAUGUUCCGAUACAAGGAUCAGCAAUGCCAUUAUGCAACUCACCACCAAGUAUAAUGCCCUUUUGACUUUGGCCAAGGAGGUGAUGCGUCGCCUGGAGAUGCACUACCAAGAGCAUCAGCAGCAUCACAGUCUGUACGAAGAAUGCCAGUCGUGGAUUGAAAAUACCCGUGAGAAGCUCGCGGAUUGUGAACAAAUACCCGGAACCCUUAACGAAGUCCAGAUAAAAUUAAACACUGUGAAGAAUCUUCGUCAAGGCUUCGAGACUGGUCAGAACAAGCUUCGUUAUCUUUUGGAACUGAAGGAAAAGGUUAUUAUGAACACCGAACAGAAUGGAGCCGCCAAGAUCCAGGAAGACACUGAGACCCUUAAGCAGGACUUUGAUAAACUCCUUGUGGAUCUCAACGAUGUGCGUCAAAAGCUGGCCAAUCGUCUCGCCCAAUUGGAGGAGAUCUUCAAACUCUACAAGAUCCUUGUGGAAUGGCUGGAGGAUGUAGAGCCGAGUGUAAAGGCUAAUGAUGAGUUCCUGAACGACCUGAGUGAGAAACGCGCUGCCUUGGAGAAAUUCCGUGUCAUUCAGCGUGACAUUAACGGCCACAGCGACAUUGUUGAGAAGAUCAAUCAACGCCUCAAGGAGGAUAAUAGCUUGGAUGUGAACGACUUCCAGCCGGGUCUGGGCAAGUUCGAUGAGCUGCAGACGCAGGUUAACAAGAUCAUUGAGUCGCUAGAGAACCAGGUGAACAGCCAUGAGAAAUACAAGCAGGCUUAUAAUGAGCUGCAGGAUUGGUUGCGACGCACUCGCAUCGAAGUGGAGCAGUGUUCCGACUGCCACGGUGAGAAGGAUCAAGUGGAGAGUCGUCUGAAUCGCUUGGGCGAUAUACAGUCCUCGUCGUUGGAGGGCAAAGCCCUGCUGGAAGCCUGCGAAGAGCUCAGUCAGGCGGUGAUUGCCACUAGCGGUAGCGAGGGCCAGGACAACGUGGCCCAGGAGAUCAAACAUCUCACGGCGGAAUGGGAAUCCCUCCAGGCACUUUCUCGCGAUGCUCGCAGCAGCUUGGAAUCCUGCCUGGCCGCCUGGCAAACGUUCCUGCAGAAGUUCAAUAAAAUCAACUUGUGGAUCGAGACGAUGAGCAAGCGCGUUACCAAAUCUCAAGAAGGCGAAAACAAGAACCCCGAAGAUUUGGUUAAUGCCAAGAAACUGCUAGAAGAGGUGCUGGCCGAGAAGGAUAAUGUGGAGGAUCUGAACGAUAACUGUGAGCUGCUUAUGGAGCAGAGUGCCUGCACUCGCAUUCGGGAUCAGACCAUUGAAACUCAGGCCAACUACACCAAGCUUUUGACAUCUGCCCAAGGAUUGGUGGCCAAGAUCGAGAAGAAUCUGUCCGAUCACACCGAGUUCCUUAACUACAAAAAGGAAAUGGACGCCUGGAUAGAGAAGGCCCAGCAGAUUCUCAACGAAUGUUCUACCGAUGGUGAUGCCGCUAUAAUUGCCCAGAAACUGGACACAGUCAAUUCUUUGGCUUCCCGUCUGCCCGAGGGCCAGCAUCUCCUGGCCUUGGUGCAGGACGCCUACUCGAAGGCUUCGAAUAUCACGCCCGAGGACAAGCAGGAGAAGCUGCGCGAGCUGAUGACCAAGGUGCGCGAGGAUUGGGAUGCCUUGGGUCUGGCUGUCAAGCAGAAGUUGAGCGAUCUGAAGCAGGCCCAAAAUCGUUGGAACGAUUUUGCUGCCAACAAGGAUAAGCUCGAGAACUGGCUGAACGAGACAGAGAAGACCAUUAAGGUUGCUCCCGAAACUAAGGGUGAACUGAGCGAAAUGAAGACAUUGCUGGAGCGCUAUAAGACGCUUGGCAAUGAGCUCAAGCAAAAGGGUAGCGAGUUGGAGCAACUGCAGUCGGAGGCCCGUGAUCUGGGCACCGAAGUGGAUGCAGUGAAUCGCCUACAGUCCCGUUGUGAUAAGCUAAAGAAUGAUUGUUCGGCUCACAUUAAGGCUUUGGAGCAGGAGAUUGUCGAUUACAAUGCCUAUCACCAGAGUCUGCAGGAUGUGGAGAAAUGGCUGCUGCAAAUAUCCUUCCAGCUUAUGGCCCACAAUUCCCUCUUUAUUUCGAAUCGCGAGCAGACCCAAGAGCAGAUCAAGCAGCAUGAGGCUUUGCUUGGUGAAAUCCAAAAGUAUCAGACCAAUUUGGAUGACUUGAAUGCCAAGGGUCAGGCUCAGAUUAGCCGCUAUGAGAGCUCAACACCAACCAUUCGUCCUGUAGUAGAGUCCCAGCUGAAGAAUAUUCAAGAUAGCUACAACUCUCUGCUGCAGACCUCAGUGCAGAUCAAGAACCGUUUGCUGGAAUCGCUGGCCAAGUUCCAGGAGUACGAGGAUACCCUGGACAGCAUCAUGCGCAACCUGGAGGCCUACGAGCCGAUUAUCCAAACCGAACUGGAUGCUCCGGCCACGAGCCUGGAGCUGGCCCAAAACCAACUAAGGUGUGCCCAGGAAAUGCAGAACAAGUUGAACAAUGAGAAGUCUCGUUUGGCAGCUGCCGUUCAGGCCUGCGAAGCAGCCACGGCAUCCAUCAGUCGUCCCAGUUCCCCGCUGGAGACUGCCAUGCAGGCCAUACCCGAAAGGGAGCUUAUUGUGCGCGCCAAGCUCGAGGAUCUGCUGGAUCAGGUGCAAUCCCACUUGGGUGGCUUGACUGCAUCCGUUAGCGAACUGGAGCAACAGCAGAAGCAGCGCGCCGAGCUGCAGGAUUGGGUGAAGAAGCAGCAGACCUCAGUGUCCGACUGGUUAAUGCGUCCCUGCAAGCUGCGUCCUGAGGCGGCGCAACAGGAAUUGGUUUCCAUGAACGAUUUGUUGAACUCCAUCGGUGACAAGAGAUCGCAAUUGAUGUUGGAGAUGACAGGAUCAUUAGGCGAUGAAGACACCGAUCUGGAUGACAACAUCGACAAGCUCGAGUCGGAGCUAAUGGAUGCCAUUGCUAAGAAGCAGGCUGGCCAAAAUGUGAUCGAUGGCUAUCGCCAGGGAAUGGCUGAUGUCCAAAACUGGUUCGACAGCCUAAUUAAACGCAUGGAUGUCCUGGAUCGUGGUUCCGGCUUGAACUGUGCCCAGAAAACGGCAGCCAUUAAUGAGAUCAAGAACGAAUACGAGCUACAAGGACACCCGAAGAUUCAAGAGCUCAAAGGCAAGGCCUCACAGGUGGCGGAGGUGAUAAGCAAUCUCGAUGGCCAACAAGUUGAGGAGCAAAUGAAGUCGCUGGAUCGUCGCUUUGCUGAUCUGGGCAAGCGCAUCGAUCGCAAGGCUCAACUGCUGGAUGUGACCAACAAGGGUGUGGACGGAGCCAAGGGCGAGAUCGAUCAGCUCCAGAAUUGGGUGAAGCAGCAGAUCGAGGAGCUGCAGGCACCUACUCCGCUGGGUUACACGCCUAAGGAUGCCGAGGCGCGUCAGCAGAAGAUCAAGAGCCUGAUGAAGGAUGCCGAGGCCAAGCAGUCUCUGGCCGAUGUGCUGGAGAAGCGUGUGGCCAAUAUGCAGCAGGAGCUAGAGCCCGCUGAAUAUGCACAACUGGAGUCCGCAUUGCGUAAUCUCAACACUGAGAAUCGUAACUUGUCGGGCGUACUUAAGGCGGAGCUAGAUCGUGCUCUGGAGGCCAGCAAGGCUCGCAAAUCCCUGGAGAAUGAUCUGGACAAGGCCCGCCAAUGGCUGAAGACUAAGAUCUCCGAGGUGCGCAAGCUGCCAGUGUAUCAUCCUCUUACCUCUGCUGAGAUUGAGAAGAAAAUCCAGGAGAAUCGAAAGUACGAUGACGAUGCCAAGCAGUUUAAUGACAGCGUUUUGAGUGACGUCCAACGCCAGGCAGCUAACAUAAUGAAGGAUUGCGAUGGCCCGGAUAAGGCUGCACUGCAGCAGAUCCUUGAUGAAAUUGCCGCCGACUAUCAAACCCUAAAGGAUGAGAGCUCUAAGAGAGGCAAGUCCCUGGAUGAUCUCCUGCAGGGUCGCAAGGCCUUCGAGGAUUCGAUGAAAAAGAUGGGCGAUUGGCUGAAUGAAAUGGAGACGGCCACCGAGGGUGAGCUGCGUACCACAAGUCUACCCGUUUUGGAAGAGCAGCUGGCCCACUACAAGAAGCUACUCAACAAUGCCGAGAACAUGGGCGGUCUCAUCAACGAUGUGUCCGAACAGGGCAAGAGCAUACUCCCUACUCUAAGUAAUGCCGAUAAGCUGAAGCUCAACGAUGAUAUCAAGAACAUGAAGGAUCGCUACGGCAGAAUCAAAAACACAAUUGAUGAUCGCGUGAAUAACCUGAACGAUCACAUCAAGAAGUACAAGGAUGCCAAGAGCAGGCUGGCCGAUUGCAGCCAGUUCCUGGGCACCAUUCAGCAAAAACUGCGUGAGCUCAAUCGUCCCAUUGGCUCUAGAAUCGAGGAUGUCCAGGAUCUGUUGGGUUCGUAUGAGGGCAUACUCAAGGAGCUCAAGGACAGCAAGAGCAAGAUGGGUGACAUGCAAAUGGACGAUUUGCCCGAGCUGCAAAGCAUUCUGACCCAGCAGGAUGACAUGAUCAAAAUGAUUGAAGAUCAGUUGGCCCAUCUCCGUCAGCUUCUCAUGCUCCGCGAGCAGUUUAUUGCUUUGAUCAACGAGAUUAUUGCCUUUAUCAUGAAGUACACCGAUGUAAUCAUCGAUAUCGAGAACUCCCCAGACAGUUUGGAGGAUAAAAUCAACAAGUACGACAAUGUCAUUGUCAAGAUCCAGGAGUGCGAGGGUCUAUUGGCCUCUGCCAAUGACAAGGGCCAGAAGAUAGCCUCCGAGGGCAAUGCUGCGGAUAAGAACAGCAUUACCGAGCAGCUGCAAUCCCUCAAGAAUCAACUUCAGAAUCUGCGCAAGGCAGUGGAGUCACAGCGCCAGAAGCAUCAGUUGCAGCUGGAGUCGCACAAGAAGAUGGCCGCCGAGCUCAGCGAAAUUCUUGAUUGGUUGCACAGCCAUGAAGGUGAGGUCAAGUCCCGUCCUCUGCUGGAUCGUGAUCCCGAGUCCGUAGAGCGAGAGCUACAAAAGCACCAGACCCUCAGCCAGGACAUUGAGUCGUAUCUCAACAAAUUCAACAAGAUCAAUGAUGGCGUUAAAACUGAAAUUGGCAUGCCCAGCUCCUUGCUAGAAAUGCUCUCCGAGGGCCGAUCCCUGGUCUCAUCCCUGCCUCACGAACUCGAGGAGCGUGAGAAAUACCUGAAGAACAACCGUGACUCUCGCCUGGAGUACAUGCAACUGGUGGCCAAGUUCAACGAUUGGGUCCACGAAGCCGAGUUGCGCUUACAAAAUAGUCAGCAUGGCAUCGACUAUGAGCAUUUAGUCCAGGAUCUCGACGAGCACAAGAUCUUCUUUGGCAACGAGGCUCCCAUCCGUAAUUUGGUGCACAAGCAGAUCCAGGAGGCCGCCGACAAGAUCUGGUCUUCCCUCAACAAUUAUGAACAGUCGGAGCUUUCCGCCGAGCUGGCACAGUUCCAAAACAAAUUGACCAACACCCUGGCCAAUGCCAAGACCCAGCAGAGUGAAUUGGAGAAGGAGGCGGAGCGCUGGCGAGAGUAUCAGCAGUCGAUCGACCGUGUCAAGGCCACCAUCGAACGCACCAAGUUCAGCGAUGAGCCUGUCCAGAAUUUGGCCGGUCUGCACUUUAAUAUCCAGAAGCUGUCCCAUGCUAUUGGAAAUGUUCAGAGCCAGACCAGCGACUUGACGCUCGUCAACCAACAGGCCCAAGCCCUUAUCCGACAGGCGGACGCCCGCAAUCGUCAGCUAAUUGAACAGGACAACGCUGCCUUGAACCGCCUGUGGCAGGAUCUGGUCCGCAGCUUGGAACAGCGACGUGAUAACCUGCAACAGUUGGCCGAACACUGGGACGGAUUCGAGAAUAGCCUGCACGCCUGGGAAAAGGCACUUGGUCGCAUAGAGGAUAAGUUCCGAAAUGUCGAUCCAACUGUAAGAUCGCGUCGUCAUUUGGAAGAUACGAAGAAUGCCAUUCAGGAAUUACGUGAAGAGUCAAAUCAACUUAAAUCAUCAUAUAAAGAAAUCGAGGCGCUCUCUAAAUCCAUCCUCACAUUCCUUGGGGAAGUACACAAACCCUCGGCGGAGGCCAUACAGGCCAAAGUGGAUAAGUUAGUGGAACAGCAAGCCAAAUUGAACGACACGCUACUCGAUAAGGAGCAACAGGUUAGCAAGGAUCUCGAGGAGAUCGAGCAAGUCUUCCGCCGCAUCUCGCAGUUGCAGGAUAAGCUAAACGCUCUGCACGACCAGCUACAAUCGGUUCACGUCUACGACGAACACAUCUCGCAAACGGAACAGCUUCUGAUCACGCUCAAUAGUCAGGUGCAGCAGGCCGCCGAGGAGAGCAAAUCCCUGGUGGCACAGACCACGGCCCAGUAUCAGGCCAAACAGAAUCAGCUGCCCAGCGACAUUGCCCAAGAGUUCACAGCCCUCGAGCUACUCGCCGAGCGUGUCCAAGUGACCAUGGAGACCAAAGAGAAGGAUUUCAAGCGGGCCAAGACCGUACGCACCGAAUAUGUGGCCGGUGUGGACGAGGUGCAGCGUUGGCUGCUUCAGGCUGAGGUUCAGGUGCAAGAGCGAAGUCUCACCCCGACCCAGAUGAAGGAGCUGCUGCAGCGCAUUAAUCACGAAAUCACCGCCAUCUACGAACGCUUCACGCUGGUCAAGACCAACGGACAACUGAUCAUCGAGAAUUGUCGCAACAGUGAGGAGAAGACACUGGUGCAGACGACCAUCGACCAGUUGGCCGCAUCGCUGGCCCAAGUUCGGGGCUGGCUGGACGAGAAGAAGCAGGCGGUGGGUGAUAGUUUGGAUGCGUGGACAAGGUUCAUGAACCUCUACCAGAUUGUGAUGUCUUGGGCAUCCGAGAAGCGCACGUUCAUUGACCAAACGAUCGAGCUGCGCACUCUGCCCGAGGCACGCAACAAACUGAACGACUAUGUGACGGCUGUGAAGAGUAUUAAACCGAUUGUGAAGCAUCUGAGCGAAAUGGACAAGGAACUGGAGCACAUUGGCCAGGUGACGACUGUGGGCGAUCUCAAGGACAAACUGCAGGAGGCCGAGGAUGCGAAGAUAACCGUGGAAGCGGUGCUGCUAGAGAGGAACUCCCUGCUGCAAGAGGCCUGUGAAGAAUGGGACCAAUGUGAACGCAAGAUUAAGGAUAUCCGUGCCUGGCAUGAGAAGACCAAGCAAAGCUUGGACUCCUCGCCACAGCAGAAGAAACCGCUGCGCGAUCAGCUUGGCUUCUGUGAGAAGACCCUGGCCGAUAUAAAUGUGCAGAAGACGAAACUGAGACUGUCUAUUGAGAAACUAGAGGUUCAUUUCCGCAAUGGCAUGGGCGGUGAUCCGCGCCUGAGCGAGAAUGUCGAUGAACUGGUGCGCGUCCUCGACGGUCUAGGCGAGUUGGUCAAGGCCAAGUCGCAGAGCCUCGAGCAGACGCUUGCCCAGAUCGAUGUCUAUCAGCAGCAAAUGCAGACCCUGCGCCAGCGCAUCAUCCAGGAGGAGCAGCAGCUGCGCCUGGUGAUGGCGCCCACGUACUUGCCGCACGAUCGCGAGCGCGCAUUAGCCGAGCAACAGGCAAUGCGAGAAUCAAUCGAUGGCAUGCAGCAAGUCUACGAUGCGACCGCUCGAAAGUCCUAUGCGCUGGAUCCCCAUUCAGUGGUGACCACUUCAUCGACUGUCUCGUUGCUUAUGAAGCCAACGGCGUCAGUGGGUCUGACCUACGCUGAAGUGUUGUCGGGACAAGCGAGUCCGGUAAGCGGCGGUAAUGAACCUGUAACGAAAUCCCGACCAGAACGAGACCCCUCUACGACGACAACAACGACCCAGCAGCAACAAACGAACCAGACCCAAAACCAGACAACUAUUACAACCAUUACCACAACAACCACGACUUCUAAACGUACGCACGGUGACGAAUCCCAGGGCCAGGAGCAAAACGAGUUCAAUGGCGGAAGUGGCACCAUUUCCACCACGAUUUACGAGCGCCAGCGCAAGAAUACACCACCCAGUUUCACCACCGCGUCUUCAGAUCUUACAGCAACCAAUCCUAACACUCAGUUUAUCGAGACCGAGCAGCACCAUCAUCAGAAGUUAAAACCGACGGUUAAGAAAACUCAACCUUCAAGGCCAGAACGACGCGGUCGUUCGCCAAGACGUCGACCCCAGGCACCGUCACCGCAACAGCCGGAGAUUCAGGUUCAAUUGCAUCAGGAACCACCCCACCAGGAGCAACUCUUCUUGCCCAUUGAUGACCGCUCAAGAUCUCGCAGCCCUAUGUGGGUACCCGGUUCGACUUCCUAUGCGGAGGUUCUUCGGGGUUUGGAACUGGAGCGUCUAAAGGCUGAGCAGUUGGCCGCUCAGGCCGUGCAAGGUCGUACAGAUCUUACUAUUCAGGAUGUGGUGGAUGCGAGCGUAGCGGCUUCCAGUAGUAUCUACGUUCCAGAAGCUAAGCUACCGGAACACCCAAUCAAGGACCAUCAGCUGGAUCAAUACAUCAGUGAAACCAGCGCAGAUCUUACCUUUUCUCAUUCUCAGCAGGAAGAGCAGCAGCAGCCACAUGAACUGCAGCAGCCGAAACCCAUCAGCAAUUACGAAGUGCCCAUGACUGCCGAAGAGAUUGCAGCCACAUAUUUGCAGCCUGAUCCACAGCUUUAUCAGACAAUGUACGAGAACGUGGCCGAUAGCGGUCAGUGGGGUUACGUGACGGGCUCUGCAACGGAACCACAACAGCAGCAGCAGACGCAGCAGAACUACUACGAGCAGAUAAUGCAAAUGCAGUAUCCCAUUCAGUAUCAGCAAGUGGCAGUUCCACCAACGACAGCGCAAUAUCAGCUUUUAACAGGCUACUAUCAGCCGGUGGCUCAGGCGGACAACUAUUCCACUGUAUACCCCGCAGAACAGAAUCAAAUCUACUACACCCAGCAAGCCGCUGACUAUUCUCAGGAAUACCCGCUACAGCAGCAGUCGGUGCAGCAGCAGCAGCCUCAGCAGGACUUCCAGCAAGAAUCUGUAGAGCCGCAAACCUAUUUGCUGGAGCCCUACCAGGUGGAGAACACUUUGACGUCGAGCUCUACAGGUAGCAGCGUGCUGGAUCGCGUUGUUACCACAUUAGCCUCAAUUGUGCAACAGAGCUCAGAACCACUGACCACCAGCACCCAGCAAAUCCAACCAGUUCUUGUGCCAAGCGAGCCGCCGCAGUACUAUAUCGAAGAGCAUGUUCAAAUACCACUUGCUGUAGAGCCUCAGGAGUUUGAGCUAAAUGAGCCUCGACCUGAUAUUACCUUUGGCCAGUUUGAUGUUGAUGCUAUUGAAACCAUACCAGUGGAUACGCCACAAUCGCAACCUCCUGAACCACAGGUUCAACAUCAACCCAGUGUAACCACAACCAGAUAUGUACAGGAAACCACUAUUAUUUCCAACCAGACACAGCCAACUGUGAUAACGCAACAGACAGAGGAAGUCGCUGCAGUACCAGCAGAUGUCCCCCAAGUCCCAGAGAUAUCCACAAAUGUCGUUGUGCACCCCCGGCCUCAGAAGCGAAGCAAUAAGCAAGUUCGGCCCCAGGAUAUUAGUACUGGCACCACUUACGCCGAAGUCCUUUUCGGUCUUCAGCACCAAGAACAUCCAGGUUUCCAGCCAUCCAGUCAGCAACAAACUCAAGUGCGCCUUACAUCCUCGCCGCCAUUGCAACGCAAGCCGGAUCAAGCAAAUUUGAGUAGUUACACUACUACUACCACCACAACAACCAAAACGAUAACGAAUCAGCACGCUAAACGUGUGGACAAGUCACCAACCUGGGAACGCAAAGAGGACAAUUUUGAGUCUCGGACGUCGCGUACAAAAAGAACGAGAAAUGAAACUCACCCUGAACCAUUGCCUAUUAAGCAGAGUACUCGAAAGGAUGCAAAGACGGGUAAGAAGCCUCGUUCUCCCGACAGCAAUGGUGUCUCUGCAGAAACCAAAUUAGUUGCUGAAGUUGUACCAUCUUAUCCAGUUGCGGAAGAGAAAUCAAAGUUACCUGAACCAAAGCCGAGAAAAUCAAAGAAAUCGAACAAGGUAGCUGAUAGUGAGCCUUUAUCUGUUAUUGAGCCCAAACCUGAACCAUCUCCAGUACUUCCUAAAAAAGAGAAAAAGCUGGCUUCACCAGUCUUGGAGAAAAAGGUAACAGAAGUCGUGACAACUGUAAUUGAGACAGUUGUUGAACCUGAAGUUCAGCCAACUCCCGCUUCCUCAAAGAAAGAAAAGAAGCCAAAGCCUGUGAAAGAAAAGGAUACUCCAAAAACAGAAGCUAAAAAUGUUGAAGUCACACCAGUACCUCCUACCAGGAAGGAAAAGAAACAAACCAAAUCGGUUGUGGAACAAGAGCUGGUAAUCAUUAAGUCUGAUGAGCCCGUCAUCGAAGAGAUUACUGCUCAACCCGUUGCAAUUCAACCAAAGGAAGAGGCUCGAAAUGAUAAGGAUCGUUCUGAGGUGUCUAAAAAGGAAAGAAAACGUGGCAAGGUUGUUGUAGAACAGGUUGCAGUAAGCACUGUGUCUGAUGAGCCUGUUGUCGAGAAGGAGAUUGUUCAACCUGCUGUGAUAGAGAAAGUCGAAAUUGCGCAACCAGCUCCUAUUUCAAAGAAGGAUAAGAAGAAGACAAAGACAGUUGUGGAUGAGACAAUUCUCAAUACCAUAUCGGUAAAGCCUACCAUUGAAAAGGAGACAGUAAAACCAACUGUGAUUGAAACAAUCGAUGUAGUUGAGCCUGCCUCGGAAAGAAUUUCCGAACCCGAAGUUCCAGUUCCAGUUCCCGUGAAAAAGGACAGAAAACGGUCCAAGAAGGGAACGUCCCGGGAUGAAACAACAAUAAACUUCGAACAGGUGGAGUCUACUCCUGUUGUUACAAGUAAUGUCGCAGAGACUCUUACUACUACUGAAGUAAUUAAUUCUAUUUCUGCUGUUGAAAAUAUCGAGUCCUCAAAUAAUAUUCCUGAAAUUAUCGAAACUCCCUCUGUCGUAGAACCAGCAACGACUGAAAGUGUAAUUAUGGAUAGUAGCGAACCUGUGGUUACCACAUCGACUAACACGAUAUCAACAGAAAGUGGAACCACAACAAUCACAACGCGAACAAUAACAAAACACAUUACCAAGCGCAUUGUAAAGCGAAUUGUUGAUGGCAGAGAGGAAAUUGUUGAGGAAGAUGUGAUUGACGACUUGCCCGAAGAGAACAUUUCUGUUGAGCAAUACAACCUCCCACCGGUGGAAUCCGCGGCUAGUGAUGUACCAAUUGAUAUUUCCGGAUUUUCGACCACGCAGGACACGAUCGUGCAACAAGGUUCAAUAACCAAGACUGUAAUUACCAAAACCAAACGUAUCCUGAAGCGUAUUACCGAAGAUGGAGAGGAAAUUGUCGAGGAGGUUUUCGAAGAUGAACCUGAAGUAGAGCGGGAUGUAACUAUGUUACCAACCACAGUGCUGACCACGACAGAAACUACGAUCGGACAACUUCAACCAUCUCUGAAUGUAAUUGAGGAUGUUGCGCAAAUUGUAGUCGAUGAGGUUUUGAAGGAAGCCGAGGAAAUAACACAAACAAAUAAACAACCUGAGCCCGAGGUAUUGCCUCCAGUCGUAGAUGUACAGGAGCAGAAUAAGCCACAAAAACCUUCAAGAAAGGAUAAGAAAAAACAAAAGAAAUCGGAAAUCAAUGCUCCUAUUGUGCAGAAGGUAGAAGAAAUCGUUGAGCCGCAACCCCAAAUAGAAUUUACAGAGCCCCUGAGUGUAACAAGUGCAACAACUACGGAUAAUAAACCUACUCUGUCGUCUGAUGAUGGAGGCCUUGUCAAAAAGACAGUUAUCCGAACAACCAAAAUUGUCAAAAAAAUCAACAGUAGUCAGCAGGAGAGUCAAGAGAUGUCCUCUUCGACGUAUUCAGAUGGACCAUCGUCUCUGGGUUCCUGCGAGGAAGCCAUUGAGCCUCCCAAAAUUGAGAAAUCGGAGACAAAUAGCCGGGAAAUAACCGAUGAGGGUGUAGUCAAAACAACUAAAACCACGACAACUAAAACCAUAAAAUCUCCCAAGAUCGAUGAAACCCAAUUGGAACCUUUAUUAGAUGUUUCGACUGAAAAUAAACGUGUUCCACAAGCAGUUGUGGAGGAGCCUGAGGAAGGUGGAGUGAUUAAGACAACCAUUGUCCGAACCACAAAGAUUAUCAAAAAGAUUUCCCAGGAAAGUGAAAAUAUCAGCGAAACCAGCAGCGAAGCCGAUGUUUCUUCCCUACCCCUUGUUGAGACAAUUAUUCAGGAUGCUCCGAUUGUGGCGGAGUCUGUUACAACUGAAUCGAACAGUGAGGGCAUUACUAAGACUACAACUUCUCGAACUACGAAGGCGGUGAGCAAAACGGCAGUGAGCGAGAGGGUGGACGAGUCUCUUCAUUUACCGGAGGUUCCUGUUAUACCGGUUGGUAUUGAGGAUAAGUUCCUGACUACAACAAAAAUUAUUGAAGUUCCCCCAAUAAAGUCUACAGUUUUGGACUUUAUUGCUGCUGAAAGCUCUCCAAAACUCGGAGAAGUAAAUGCUCAGCCUGUGGAUGCUCCUCUUCAAGAAGAGGCUGUUUUAGAAUCAUCCGCUAUGGAAACUCCUGUGCCUAAAAUCGAGUCUUCUGAUGUUGGUGAUGUUGUAAAGACCACAUUUGUGCGAACAACAAAAAUUGUAAAGAAGAUCUCUCAAAACGUGGAACAAGAAACCGUUGGUGAACUCAUUGAUGUUCCUGAGAAAACAGAACCUGUGGUGCCUGUCGAGGAGACCAGUGGUGCUGUGACCAAGACGACAACCGUGCGUACGACAAAAAUCGUGAAGAAGCUGAAUGAAGAUGGCGAAACAACAACGGAACAAACAAGCACUGCAAGCGAACCAGUGACAGUGCGCGAAGCUUCGCCAACAAUUUCGGAAGUGCCUAGCGAAUCUUCAACUACAUCUAGUCAAGUCGAUGGCGCUAUUAUCAAGACUACCACGAUACGAACUAUGCGCAUCACCAAGAGGGUAACCAACGAUGGACGAAUACUUCUGACGGAGAGCGAGACACCCGGAGAUGUGAUAGUGACUUCGAGCAUCGAGAUGCCCGAACUGAGACCUGUUAGUCCGGCUGUAUCGUCGCGCACGCCCUCUCCGUCGGUCACACCUAGCACCGAACCUAGACUAGAAAAUCUAGGUGCAAACAUACACUUAGGACUGAGGGACAGUCCGUCAGGGGUAAAAGUAGUUGGCAUUGAAACUAGUACCAUUCGGUUGCCUCAGUUGGGUGAACAGCAGUACGAGGACACCAAGACUAAUGGGGACAUUACCGAGACAGACAGUAUUACCACUACUACGACGACUACCAGGAAUACGAUACUAACAACGACACAGCGACGGAGCUUCGAAACGGAAGAUGGCACAAAUGUUCUUUUCGUGGGAGAAGGCAUUGACGGUGACUAUCCACCUGGUACAGUACAAAAAAUAUCCCUAAUCACUCAUGAAGAAAAACUGAAGACACCUAUCGUGAAAAUGCAUUUAGAUUUUCCUGAGGUUAGUCUUCGGGUGACUGAGACUGUGACCGAGAAUGUGGAAUCCCUGCAGAGAUCGGCCGAGAGUAGCGAGAAUUCCGUGAUUGUUGUAGAAUCGCUCCCAAAACCUGUAGACCCCAUACCCCUGCCUGUUGUAGACUCUACCCAAUCAGACGAGCUGGUCAAGAUCAUAGAAGGCCCAGCAGAAGAAAGUAGUCAAUCACUUCCCCCUGCUGAGUUGAGUCCAGAAGAGCAGCAGUUGUUUGAGGAUAUUCAGAAGAAACUGUCAAAGAAAGAUAAGAAGAAGCGCCCUGCAAUUCCCGAAGAGUUUAUUAAACAUGAAUCGGUCCCCGUUAUAGCAGAACAAAGCCUAGGUAAUCAUGCUAUUAAUGCCCCCUCUGUAGUUUUUGAUAAAGAGAUUCUAAUUGAAAUUUCUAAACCCUUAGUUAAGCAAGAAUUUGUAGCAGAAAACAUUUCUAAGAAAGAGACUAUUGAGCAGAUCAAGGAAGAUAUUUCUUCAGUAUCUGAAACUGCUCCAGUUUUAGUUAAGGAAGAAGUUCAGGCUGAAAUUCAACCGAAUGAAUCUGAGAAAUUACUUCCAAAUAUUUCUCAAGAUGUGUCUCUAAUCUCUACUGUCAAGAUAAUUGAGCACGCUAAAGCAGAUAUUCUUUAUCAAGAGACGUUAACCCCAGUUUCUGAAGUCGUCCCUGUUCCUCCUAAAGAAGAAGUGCAAGUAGAAAUUCCAUGUGCAACUCCGUCAAGUCCUGCUCCUACUAAUCCUGCUAAUCUAUUUGAUCCUGCCAAACCAAGCGUAUUAAUUGCUGAAGCAUUUGUGGCUAACUCGGUAAGCACUUUAAAUACAGUCAUACAACUUGAGAAAAUCUCUCCCCUUGAUAAAAUAUUUGAAAUUCCUAAAUUUGAUAUACUUAAACUUAACACUGCUGAGGGAAAUUAUCACAUAAUUAAUUCUAAGGUUCAGGAAACCACAACAGUUGAAAAUAAAGCAAAUGAUACUUUGUCCCCAAAGACGGUAAGCUUUGGCAACGAAACGGAACCUGUAACAAAAACUUCUCCAGCUUUUUACAAUUUUGAGGUUCCUAAAUUUGACAUUAUUUCCCUAAAAAAGGCUGAAGCUUUACACCAAAUAGUCGAAACCUCAGUCGGUUCAACAGAAACUUCGCCAAUAAGUUCGUCUCUUGAGGACGUAAAGAUUUCUCAAUCUGAACCGAUAGUUAAAGAUCAAACUUUAAAUGAAAUAAGCUCCAUUACAACUGUCACCACCACAAGUGUUUUGGAUGACCCGAUAAACUUCUCUAACGGUGAAGAAACUGUACAAGAAACCCCUCUGGCUCCGUUUAAGGAGACAGAACAGGUUCCUGAGGACACCGAGGUGGUCACAAUUCAACCUGUCGUCGAGAAAGAACAAAUUCCUGAGCCUCAAAAGGAGAAGGUCACAGUUGUUGAAGAAGUUACCAAGUCUGAGCCAAUUGUAGAAACCGCUGUGGAUGAAACCAAGACGUUUACUACAGUCACGACCACAACAGUAACUACCGAAUCAACUACAGAAACUUCUACUCCUACGGAACCCAAGAAAGUUGAGGAACUUGAGAAGAAACCAGAGGAACCGAAGAAACCUGCAUAUGCCGGUCUGCCUGUUGAUGAUUCUUCCAGCUCUUGGAUGGAUGUCUUGGAUGAGCCGAUGAACUUCUCUGACGAUGAAGAAACUGUACAAGAAACACCUCUGGCUCCGUUUAAGGAGACAGCACAGGUUCCUGAGGAAACGGAGGUCGUCACAAUUCAACCUGUCGUCGAGAAAGAACAAAUUCCUGAGCCUCAAAAGGAGAAGGUCACUGUUGUUGAAGAAGUUACCAAGUCUGAGCCAAUUAUUGAAACCGCUGUGGAUGAAACCAAGACCAUUACUACAGUCACGACCACAACAGUAACUACUGAAUCAACUACAGAAACUUCUACUCCUACGGAACCCAAGAAAGUUGAGGAACCUGAGAAGAAACCUGAGGAACCGAAGAAACCUGCAUAUGCCGGUCUGCCUGUUGACGCUUCUUCCAGCUCUUGGAUGGAUGUCUUGGAUGAGCCGAUGAACUUCUCUGACGAUGAAGAAACUGUACAAGAAACCCCUCUGGCUCCGUUUAAGGAGACAGCACAGGUGCCUGAGGAAACGGAGGUCGUCACAAUUCAACCUGUCGUCGAGAAAGAACAAAUUCCUGAGCCUCAAAAGGAGAAGGUCACUGUUGUUGAAGAAGUUACCAAGUCUGAGCCAAUUAUUGAAACCGCUGUGGAUGAAACCAAGACCAUUACUACAGUCACGACCACAACAGUAACUACUGAAUCAACUACAGAAACUUCUACUCCUACGGAACCUAAGAAAGUUGAGGAACCUGAGAAGAAACCAGAGGAACCGAAGAAGCCUGCAUAUGCCGGUCUGCCUGUUGACGAUUCUUCCAGCUCUUGGAUGGAUGUCUUGGAUGAGCCGAUGAACUUCUCUGACGAUGAAGAAACUGUACAAGAAACCCCUCUGGCUCCGUUUAAGGAGACAGCACAGGUUCCUGAGGAAACGGAGGUCGUCACAAUUCAACCUGUCGUCGAGAAAGAACAAAUUCCUGAGCCUCAAAAGGAGAAGGUCACUGUUGUUGAAGAAGUUACCAAGUCUGAGCCAAUUAUUGAAACCGCUGUCGAUGAAACCAAGACCAUUACUACAGUCACGACCACAACAGUAACUACUGAAUCAACUACAGAAACUUCUACUCCUACGGAACCCAAGAAAGUUGAGGAACCUGAGAAGAAACCUGAGGAACCGAAGAAACCUGCAUAUGCCGGUCUGCCUGUUGACGAUUCUUCCAGCUCUUGGAUGGAUGUCUUGGAUGAGCCGAUGAACUUCUCUGACGAUGAAGAAACUGUACAAGAAACCCCUCUGGCUCCGUUUAAGGAGACAGCACAGGUUCCUGAGGAAACGGAGGUCGUCACAAUUCAACCUGUCGUCGAGAAAGAACAAAUUCCUGAGCCUCAAAAGGAGAAGGUCACUGUUGUUGAAGAAGUUACCAAGUCUGAGCCAAUUGUUGAAACCGCUGUGGAUGAAACCAAUACCAUUACUAGAGUCGCGACCACAACAGUAACUACUGAAUCAACUACAGAAACUUCUACUCCUACGGAACCCAAGAAAGUUGAGGAACCUGAGAAGAAACCUGAGGAACCGAAGAAACCUGCAUAUGCCGGUCUGCCUGUUGACGAUUCUUCCAGCUCUUGGAUGGAUGUCUUGGAUGAGCCGAUGAACUUCUCUGACGAUGAAGAAACUGUACAAGAAACCCCUCUGGCUCCGUUUAAGGAGACAGCACAGGUUCCUGAGGAAACGGAGGUCGUCACAAUUCAACCUGUCGUCGAAAAAGAACCCAUUCCUGAGCCCCAGAAGGAAGAGGUCACUGUUGUUGAAGAAGUUACCAAGUCUGAGCCAAUUGUUGUAACCGCUGUGGAUGAAACCAAGACCAUUACUACAGUCACGACCACAACAGUAACUACUGAAUCAACUACAGAAACUUCUACUCCUACGGAACCCAAGAAAGUUGAGGAACCUGAGAAGAAACCUGAGGAACCGAAGAAACCUGCAUAUGCCGGUCUGCCUGUUGACGAUUCUUCCAGCUCUUGGAUGGAUGUCUUGGAUGAGCCGAUAAACUUCUCUGACGAUGAAGAAACUGUACAAGAAACCCCUCUGGCUCCGUUUAAGGAGACAGCACAGGUUCCUGAGGAAACGGAGGUCGUCACAAUUCAACCUGUCGUCGAAAAAGAACCCAUUCCUGAGCCCCAGAAGGAAGAGGUCACUGUUGUUGAAGAAGUUACCAAGUCUGAGCCAAUUGUUGUAACCGCUGUGGAUGAAACCAAGACCAUUACUACAGUCACGACCACAACAGUAACUACUGAAUCAACUACAGAAACUUCUACUCCUACGGAACCCAAGAAAGUAAUUGUGGUAGAAGAUCGGGUGACCCAAGUUGAGAAAUCUCUAGAAGAACCUAUCGAUACUUGGUCCAGUGUAUUAGAGGACUCUGUUCCCAAUACUGGAACCAUUGCCUUCACUUCGACAUUGUCAGCGGAUGCCCCUGAGUUUACUCCAUCUUAUUUAAGACACACCUACUCAGAUCAGACUCAUACCUUCCUUGCAAAUGAACGAGUCUACAACGAAUUUAUUCCAAGGAAUAAGACAGAUCAAGUCAUUGUGGCACAACAAAAGCAAAAGAAAACUAAGACACCAAAACGCCAAAGUAAGAAGGCCGAAGUCCAGGCAGAUGUACCACCAGUCAAACCUAACCAAGAAUCAAUAGUUGCAGAACCUGUUGAGUUAGUAGAGGAAGUUGAGAAUGUUUGGAUAAAGAACCGUGACGGAAAAUCGUAUGCCGAUGUCUUACUCAACUCAGGGGUAAUAAGCGAAGUUCUUACAACUUCAGAGGUGCAACAACAAAAAGACACCAAAUCCGAUACAGAUAAUGUUCAGACGAAAACUCAACAGCGUAAGAAAAAGACACAGGCUGAGAAACUCAAGCCAGUUGAAAAGCCAACUAAGCCUUCUUCACCAAAUAUUGAAAGCGACAAAUCUAAAUCAAAUAGCGAUAGCGAACAGUCCAAGCCUACGACCGAAAGCGAACUGUCUAAACCAACAACAGAAAGCUCAAAGGAACCGUCUUCCGAUGAAAGGGAGGUUUCAAGUACUUCCGAGUUGACCUGGUCAGCUCUUGUACGUAGGCCAGGCGAAUGGUCUGACACAACUGUAAUAAAGAAGGAAGUUACCCACUCAACUGUUAUUACUGAGGACAAGCCUCGGCACAAAGAAAAGGAGGAACCCAAAAAGUCCACAAAGGCAAAGAAAUCAAAGAAGUCUAAGAAACCAGUUGUAGAAGUAGUCACUACUACAUCUGAAGACGAACAACCUGAUCCUUUACCAGUUGAGAUGAAAGAAACACCUGAACCAAAAAAGAAGGAAAAGAAAGAACAAAGCAGUGAAUUCUCUUGGGCAUCACUUGUAAAACGGCCUGGCGAAUGGAUUGAUAACACGGUUUCACAUAUAAAGUCUGCUGUAUCUACAACAACCGAAGUAAAAGAACCAAUUAAGACAGAUCAUGUAAAACCAGAGAAACCCAAAAAGCUAAAAUCAAAGAAGAAACCGGAAAAUAAACCCAUUCGAAUUACGGAGUCUGAACCCGAAAUCAGCAACGAAUCGGUGGAGGAAACUGUUGUAAUUGAACACGUUGAAGCCAAAAAUCCGGAACCUGUAAGUAGCACCGGAAACGCUUUCUCUUGGGCCUCUCUUGUUAAAAAGCCUGGUGAGUGGGUUGAUGAUAUUGCUGCUCGUAAAAAGGCUGUUGAAUCCCCGAUUGAGGAUCGCACAGAAGAAAUUCCACAGCGAAGAGAGCGCAAAGCUCCAAAAACUUCUAACAAACCUAAAACAGAAAUUACCAAGCAUAAAUUCAAAACUGAGAAGCACGAACCUGAAGUCAUCCAAACAUCUGAAGAGAGCGAUGUUGCUGAAGUAGUCCAAAAUCGAAAUGAAAACACAAUCACUUGGGCUAAAGUGGCUAGUCAAAUUGAUCAUAUGACCGAUUUGCCGGCCAAGCCUAAGAAGGAUAUCAAGCAGAAGCAAUCUGAGCCUUUGAAACCACAAGUAAAACGUGAUCGUUUUGAAAAAUCUGUGAAAGAAAAACUACGAAGCAUAUCCCCCGAAGGUGUUCAGGGAAAGAAGGGCGUAAAUUCUUGGGCUAAUGUUGUUAGUCACCAAACCAAUGAUUUCAUUGAUGCGGAAAGGGUCAAGCAAGUUCCAAAACCAGCAGUGAAGUCGCAGCCAAAAACCAUUGCUGCUCCACAGUUGGUGGAACCUUUGGAGGAUAUUGAUAAACCUCAAAGGUCAUGGGCCGAAAUGAUUGAUGAUAUUCAGGAAGACAUUGUUAUUGAACAGAAAUCUUGGAAGGAACUUAUAGAGGACGAAGUGGAAAUACCUCUUCUACCUGAAAAUGGGGAGGAAGCAAACAUCAACAAGAUAAUUGAAACCAUCCAAGAAUUGAAAGUCCCGAAAGGAAAGAAAGAAACCGUACAAGAAACACCUGUGGCUCCGUUUGAAAAGAGAGCACAGGCUCCUGAAGAAACAGAGGUGGUCACUGUAAAAACUGUCGUCGAGGAAGAACCAGUUCCUGAGCUACAGAAUGUGGAGGUCACCGUUGUUGAAGAAGUUACCAAGUCUGAACCAAUUGUUGAAACCUCUGUGGAUGAAACCAAGACCAUUACUACAGUCACGACCACAACAGUAACUACUGAAUCAACUACAGGAACUUCUACUCCUACGGAACCCAAGAAAGUUGAGGAACUUGAAAAGAAACCAGAGGAACCGAAGAAACCUGCAUAUGCCGGUCUGCCUGUUGACGAUUCUUCCAGCUCUUGGAUGGAUGUCUUGGAUGAGCCGAUGAACUUCUCUGACGAUGAAGAAACUGUACAAGAAACACCUCUGGCUCCGUUUGAUGAGACAGCACAGGUUCCUGAAGAAACAGAGGUGGUCACUGUAAAAACUGUCGUCGAGGAAGAACCAGUUCCUGAGCUACAGCAUGUGGAGGUCACCGUUGUUGAAGAAGUUACCAAGUCUGAACCAAUUGUUGAAACCUCUGUGGAUGAAACCAAGACCAUUACUACAGUCACGACCACAACAGUAACUACUGAAUCAACUACAGGAACUUCUACUCCUACGGAACCCAAGAAAGUUGGGGAACUUGAAAAGAAACCAGAGGAACCGAAGAAACCUGCAUAUGCCGGUCUGCCUGUUGACGAUUCUUCCAGCUCUUGGAUGGAUGUCUUGGAUGAGCCAAUGAACUUCUCUGACGAUGAAGAAACUGUACAAGAAACACCUCUGGCUCCGUUUAAGGAGACAGCACAGGUUCCUGAGGAAACGGAGGUCGUCACAAUUGCAACUGUCGUCAAGGAAGAACAAAUUCCUCAGCCUCAAACGGAGAAGGUCACUGUUGUUGAAGAAGUUACCAAGUCUGAGCCAAUUGUUGAAACCGCUGUGGACGAAACCAAGACCAUUACUACAGUCACGACCACAACAGUAACUACUGAAUCAACUACAGAAACUUCUACUCCUACGGAACCCAAGAAAGUUGAGGAACCUGAGAAGAAACCUGAGGAACCGAAGAAACCUGCAUAUGCCGGUCUGCCUGUUGACGAUUCUUCCAGCUCUUGGAUGGAUGUCUUGGAUGAGCCAAUGAACUUCUCUGACGAUGAAGAAACUGUACAAGAAACACCUCUGGCUCCGUUUAAGGAGACAGCACAGGUUCCUGAGGAAACGGAGGUCGUCACAAUUCCAACUGUCGUCAAGGAAGAACAAAUUCCUCAGCCUCAAACGGAGAAGGUCACUGUUGUUGAAGAAGUUACCAAGUCUGAGCCAAUUGUUGAAACCGCUGUGGACGAAACCAAGACCAUUACUACAGUCACGACCACAACAGUAACUACUGAAUCAACUACAGAAACUUCUACUCCUACGGAACCCAAGAAAGUUGAGGAACCUGAGAAGAAACCUGAGGAACCGAAGAAACCAGCAUAUGCCGGUCUGCCUGUUGACGAUUCUUCCAGCUCUUGGAUGGAUGUCUUGGAUGAGCCGAUGAACUUCUCUGACGAUGAAGAAACUGUACAAGAAACACCUCUGGCUCCGUUUGAAGAGACAGCACAGGUUCCUGAGGAAACAGAGGUGGUCACUGUAAAAACUGUCGUCGAGGAAGAAGCAGUUCCUGAGCUACAGCAUGUGGAGGUCACCGUUGUUGAAGAAGUUACCAAGUCUGAACCAAUUGUUGAAACCUCUGUGGAUGAAACCAAGACGUUUACUACAGUCACGACCACAACAGUAACUACUGAAUCAACUACAGAAACUUCUACUCCUACGGAACCCAAUAAAGUUGAGGAACCUGAGAAGAAACCUGAGGAACCAAAGAAACCUGCAUAUGCCGGUCUGCCUGUUGACGAUUCUUCCAGCUCUUGGAUGGAUGUCUUGGAUGAGCCAAUGAACUUCUCUGACGAUGAAGAAACUGUACAAGAAACCCCUCUGGCUCCGUUUAAGGAGACAGCACAGGUUCCUGAGGAAACGGAGGUCGUCACAAUUCAAACUGUCGUCGAGAAAGAACAAAUUCCUGAUCCUCAAAAGGAGAAGGAGAAGGUCACUGUUGUUGAAGAAGUUACCAAGUCUGAGCCAAUUGUUGAAACCGCUGUGGAUGAAACCAAGACCAUUACUACAGUCACGACCACAACAGUAACUACUGAGUCAACUACAGAAACUUCUACCCCUACGGAACCCAAGAAAGUUGAGGAACCUGAGAAGAAACCUAAGGAACCGAAGAAACCUGCAUAUGCCGGUCUGCCUGUUGACGAUUCUUCCAGCUCUUGGAUGGAUGUCUUGGAUGAGCCGAUGAACUUCUCUGACGAUGAAGAAACUGUACAAGAAACACCUCUGGCUCCGUUUAAGGAGACAGCACAGGUUCCUGAGGAAACGGAGGUCGUCACAAUUCAAACUAUCGUCGAGAAAGAACAAAUUCCUGAGCCUCAAAAGGAGAAGGAGAAGGUCACUGUUGUUAAAGAAGUUACCAAGUCUGAGCCAAUUGUUGAAACCGCUGUGGAUGAAACCAAGACCAUUACUACAGUCACGACCACAACAGUAACUACUGAGUCAACUACAGAAACUUCUACUCCUACGGAACCCAAGAAAGUUGAGGAACCUCAGAAGAAACCUGCAUAUGCCGGUCUGCCUGUUGACGAUUCUUCCAGCUCUUGGAUGGAUGUCUUGGAUGAGCCGAUGAACUUCUCUGACGAUGAAGAAACUGUACAAGAAACACCUCUGGCUCCGUUUAAGGAGACAGCACAGGUUCCUGAGGAAACGGAGGUCGUCACAAUUCAAACUGUCGUCGAGAAAGAACAAAUUCCUGAGCCUCAAAAGGAGAAGGAGAAGGUCACUGUUGUUAAAGAAGUUACCAAGUCUGAGCCAAUUGUUGAAACCGCUGUGGAUGAAACCAAGACCAUUACUACAGUCACGACCACAACAGUAACUACUGAGUCAACUACAGAAACUUCUACUCCUACGGAACCCAAGAAAGUUGAGGAACCUCAGAAGAAACCUGCAUAUGCCGGUCUGCCUGUUGACGAUUCUUCCAGCUCUUGGAUGGAUGUCUUGGAUGAGCCGAUGAACUUCUCUGACGAUGAAGAAACUGUACAAGAAACACCUCUGGCUCCGUUUAACGAGACAGCACAGGUUCCUGAGGAAACGGAGGCCGUCACAAUUCCAACUGUCGUCGAGGAAGAACCAAUUCCUGAGCCCCAGCAUGUGGAGGUUACUGUUGUUGAAGAAGUUACCAAGUCUGAGCCAAUUGUUGAAACCGCUGUGGAUGAAACCAAGACCAUUACUAUAGUUACGACCGCAACAGUAACUACUGCGGAACAACAGAAACUAGAGUCUCAAGAGAAACUUCAGGAAUCCAAAACAGCCGUUUCAGCCGUUCCAAAUGUUUGGGAACGGCAUUCUUCUUACGCAGACGUUUUGAGGCAUACUGUUGACUUUAUUGACUUAGAAAAGAAAAAUGUGGAAAUCCCAACUGAUUCAAAACCUACCAAGAAUUUAAAAACUGUAGAACCAAAUCUAAUCGUUGAUACCUCAAAAAAGACAAAAACUAAAAAAUAUGAAACUUCAGAAAAAAUCGAAGAACCAAAGAAUAUUUCUUCGGAUGAAAGUAAAACUGUUUAUGAUGAAAAACCGAACGUUGAAUAUACUUCAUGGUCAGCACUCGUAGACGAAGACUUAGUUGAAAAUGUUGAACCGACUCUGCCAAGUGACACUCUGUGGUCUUCUGUGGUCCGACAAGGUGCCAAGGAACCAUUUACAAAAAUAAGUCAGGAAGUUAUUCAAAAUGUCAGCGAAAAUCAAAUAUCGGAAAAGCCAGGGGAUUCAUUAAAAUCAUCAGGUAUACAAGACUUUAUCAGCCAAGAACAAAUAUUCUCAACUGCGGUAAAUAUCAAACCUAAUAGGCAAAAGGCAAAGAAGGAAAAGAAAUCUAAAGUGCAGCAACAUGCUGAGCCUGUUGUAGCAGUGACAAUAGUUGAAGAAAAGUCUCAAGAAGCUCAGGAUAUUAACUCAACACCAGCUGGAGAUGCCUCAUUAAAACCAUUAUCCUGGGCCUCUAUUGUUUCGCAACCGACAGAAAUAACUACCAAUGUAUCCGAAAGUCAUAUAUCGCACGAACCUGAGACGCAGAAACCUGUAGAAACUGUGGAAGAAAAGCCUAAUAAGACAAAGGCAAAGAAGAACAAGAAAUCGAAUGUGGUAAAUCCUGUUCUUGAAACUGUUGGGAAAACCAUUGUUGAAGUCACCGCAGUUGAAACUAUCGAGGAGCCCUCUGAGGAAUUCAAGCCUGAGCCAAAAACAAAACCAGCACCAAAACCAGUCCCUGAAGAAGCCCCGUCUCAGCCAUUGUCAUGGUCUUCAAUUGUUUCGCAAACCACCGAAGUCACUACCGAUGCUAUAACCUAUAAACCUGAACUGACGAAGCCUGUAGAAUCUAUGGAAGAAAAGCCUAAAAAGCAGAAGACGAAGAAGGACAAGAAACCUAAGAUUGAUAUUACUUCCGAGCCAGUUGUGGAAACCAUUGUUGAUGUGACAGCAGUUGAAACUGUUGAGAAGCCCAUUGAGGAAUUUAGGCCGGAGCCAGAGCCAGAACCAACACCAGCUUCUGAACAUGCCCCAUUGCAGCCAUUUUCAUGGUCUUCUAUUGUUUCGCAAACUACCGAAGUCACUACCGAUGUCAUCAGCAAUGAACCUGAACAGUCGAAACCUGUAGAAUCUGCGGAAGAAAAGCCUAAAAAGCAGAAGACGAAGAAGGACAAGAAACCUAAGGUUGAUCUUGUUCCUGAGCCUGUUGUGGAAACCAUUAUUGAAGUGACCACAGUUGAAACGGUUGAGGAGCCCACUGAGGAAUUCAAGCCGGAGCCAGAACCAGAACCAAAACCAGUCUCUGAAGAAGCCCCGUCUCAGCCAUUGUCUUGGUCUUCAAUUGUUUCGCAAACUACCGAAGUCACUACCGAUGUCAUCAGCAAUGAACCUGAACAGUCGAAACCUGUAGAAUCUGCGGAAGAAAAGCCCAAAAAGCAGAAGACGAAGAAGGACAAGAAACCUAAGGUUGAUCUUGUUCCUGAGCCUGUUGUGGAAACCAUUAUUGAAGUGACCACAGUUGAAACGGUUGAGGAGCCCACUGAGGAAUUCAAGCCGGAGCCAGAACCAGAACCAAAACCAGUCUCUGAAGAAGCCCCGUCUCAGCCAUUGUCUUGGUCUUCUAUUGUUUCGCAAACUACCGAAGUCACUACCGAUGUCAUCAGCAAUGAACCUGAACAGUCGAAACCUGUAGAAUCUGCGGAAGAAAAGCCUAAAAAGCAGAAGACGAAGAAGGACAAGAAACCUAAGGUUGAUAUUGUUCCCGAGCCAGUUGUGGAAACCAUUGUUGAAGUGACCACAGUUGAAACGGUUGAGGAGCCCACUGAGGAAUUCAAGCCGGAGCCGGAGCCAGAACCAACACCAGCUUCUGAACAUGCCCCAUUGCAGCCAUUUUCAUGGUCUUCUAUUGUUUCGCAAACUACCGAAGUCACUACCGAUGUCAUCAGCAAUGAACCUGAACAGUCGAAACCUGUAGAAUCUGCGGAAGAAAAGCCUAAAAAGCAGAAGACGAAGAAGGACAAGAAACCUAAGGUUGAUCUUGUUCCUGAGCCUGUUGUGGAAACCAUUAUUGAAGUGACCACAGUUGAAACGGUUGAGGAGCCCACUGAGGAAUUCAAGCCGGAGCCAGAACCAGAAACAAAACCAGUCUCUGAAGAAGCCCCGUCUCAGCCAUUGUCUUGGUCUUCUAUUGUUUCGCAAACUACCGAAGUCACUACCGAUGUCAUCAGCAAAGAACCUGAACAGUCGAAACCUGUAGAAUCUGCGGAAGAAAAGCCUAAAAAGCAGAAGACGAAGAAGGACAAGAAACCUAAGGUUGAUAUUGUUCCCGAGCCAGUUGUGGAAACCAUUGUUGAUGUGACGGCAGUUGAAACUGUUGAGGAGCCUAUUGAGGAAUUUAGGCCGGAGCCAGAGCGAGAACCAACACCAGCUUCUGAACAUGCCCCAUUGCAGCCAUUUUCAUGGUCUUCUAUUGUUUCGCAAACUACCGAAGUCACUACCGAUGUCAUCAGCAAUGAACCUGAACAGUCGAAACCUUUAGAAUCUGCGGAAGAAAAGCCUAAAAAGCAGAAGACGAAGAAGGACAAGAAACCUAAGGUUGAUCUUGUUCCUGAUUCUGUUGUGGAAACCAUUCUUGAAGUGACCACACUUGAAACUGUUGAGGAGCCUACUGAGGAAUUCAAGCCGGAGCCAGAACCAGAACCAACAACAAAACCAGUCUCUGAAGAAGCCCCGUCUCAGCCAUUGUCUUGGUCUUCUAUCGUUUCGCAAACUACAGAAGUUACUACCGAUGUCAUCACCAAUGAUCCUGAACCUCAGAAACCUGUAGAAUAUGUGGAAGAAAAGCCUAAAAAGCAGAAGACGAAGAAGGACAAGAAACCUAAGGUUGAUAUUGUUCCCGAGCCAGUUGUGGAAACCAUUGUUGAUGUGACGGCAGUUGAAACUGUUGAGGAGCCUAUUGAGGAAUUUAGGCCGGAGCCAGAGCCAGAACCAACACCAGCUUCUGAACAUGCCCCAUUGCAGCCAUUUUCAUGGUCUUCAAUUGUAUCGCAAACUACCGAAGUCACUACCGAUGUCAUCAGCAAUGAACCUGAACAGCCGAAACCUGUAGAAUCUGUGGAAGAAAAGCCCAAAAAGGAGAAGACAAAGAAAGACAAGAAACCAAAGGUUGAUCUGGUUUCUGAGCCUGUUGUGGAAACCAUUGUGGAAGUGACUGCAAUUAAGGAACCGGUUGAGGAACACAUUGUCGUUAAGGAAGUCAAGCCUGCGCCGGAACCUGAAUCUACAACAGUCUCUGAUGCCCCUACAUUGUCAUGGUCAUCAAUAGUCUCUCUGACAACUGUUACGGAAACUCAAAAGUCAAGUGUAUCACAAGAAAUGCAAAAAACUCAAGGCAUUCACGACUUCGUUACGCGGGAGCAAAAUUUCUCAACGAUUGUUAACGAUAAGGCGAAGAAAACGAAACCCAAAAAGGAAAAGAAAUCUGUGGAACCAAUUCAACAGCCAAGCUUUGAUUCUGUUUUUGUUUCUGAAGAACGCAUACCCCAAGAACAGCCAAAGUCAGUUUCUGAGCCGUUACCUGUACAAACCUUAUCGUGGUCAUCAAUUGUCUCGCAUAAUAUCGACUUGACUCCAACGUUUACUGAAUCGCUUUCCAGUGACUCCGGUGAUUUAAUUUCAAAACCUCAGGACCUACCUCAAGAUCGGGAAGUCAAUAUUUACGUUGCAAAACCUAAGAAAUUACCUAGAAAGGAAGCUUAUCAAGAAAUUAUUGAUACCUAUGUCUACGAGAAAAAACCAGAAAGUGAUCGUAUUUCAGGAUCAUCAACACCGGAGUUUAGUAUCCAGUUGCCAACACCUGCCAAACCAUCAGUUUGGUCAUCAUCAGAGACCUACGCCGAAGUAGUUAAAAAGUCUGGCUACACCGACAACACUAAUAUCAAAUACAAGACUGUUGAAGUGGCUGAACCAAAGGCGAUUGAGCGACAGCCGAUUGCUCCCGAAGUGCAUCCCCAAAAUGUUCUGGAAUUCCCCGACCCUGUUACGCCUUUAAGCUUACAAGUUAAAGUCGACGACUAUUCCGAAAAACCAUCCCAGUUGUCAUGGAGAGAGCUUAUAGAUGAGGAUGAUAUGGAUCCUACGGAUUCGUGGUAUCAAGAAACAAUUGUACAAGAAUCAACUAAGAAGGAACCAGAACCUGAAAGACGUUCGAGAGGCAGCGAUAAGCCAAUAAUACAGAUAACAGAAGUAUUAUCAGAGAUGAAACCGCAGCUUGAAAGUGACCAAGGAUUUUUGGAAAUCACUUCGAAGAAAAGAAAUCGGUCCCGUUCUCGCUCUCAACAGUCGCAAGUUUCAAACUGUGAUGAGAAACCGAAAAAGAAGAAGUCGAAGCAGCCAAAGCAAAAGGCACAAGUAGUUCCAUCCGUAGCACCGGUUGAAACCCUUCCAGCAAUUGAAAUCCCCAGGGAAAAAGAGUCAUUCGAUGAGAAACCUAGUAUUCCUGCGGUGAGAGAUCCUUCUCCUGUCACUGCUCUUGCUCCUAUCACUUCUGGUAUGUCGUGGGCCGCUAUAGCGGCACAUAAUGUACCCCAACCGGCACAGCAAAUUCGACUUCUUGAAGUUGAGACCAAGGAAACAGUACUAGAAGACGUAAAGAAACCAUUCAUGUCGCAUACAGUUAGCAUUCCUCUCACCCUCGAAAAGCCUGAACCGAAAACUAGGAAGUCUAAGCAAAAGUCAAAGCGCAAAUCACCAUCUGAAGUUUUGGAUUUCACUAAUGCUGAAAAAUCUAGCCAUCAAGUGAUAGUUUCCCAACCUACUCAAAUAAAGCCAACUGUCGAACAUUUUGAAACAGAGAAUAAAAACCAAACUCCUUUGGCGCCUUUUGUUGAACCUCGAGAAGAAACCGUGGAAAUUGUCGUCGAAAAAGAACCCAUUCCUGAGCCCCGAAAGGAGGAGGUCACUGUUGUUGAAGAAGUUACCAAGUCUGAGCCAAUUGUUGAAACCGCUUUGGAUGAAACCAAGACCAUUACUACAGUCACGACCACAACAGUAACUACUGAAUCAACUACAGAAACUUCUACUCCUACGGAACCCAAGAAACUUGAGGAACUUGAGAAGAAACCAGAGGAACCGAAGAAACCUGCAUAUGCCGGUCUGCCUGUUGACGAUUCUUCCAGCUCUUGGAUGGAUGUCUUGGAUGAGCCGAUGAACUUCUCUGACGAAGAAGAAACUGUACAAGAAACCCCUCUGGCUCCGUUUAAGGAGACAGCACAGGUUCCUGAGGACACCGAGGCCGUCGCAAUUCAAACUGUCGUCGAGGAAGAACAAAUUCCUGAGCCUCAAAAGGAGAAGGAGAAGGUCACUGUUGUUGAACAAGUUACCAAGUCUGAGCCAAUCGUUGAAACCGCUGUGGAUGAAACCAAGACCAUUACUACAGUCACGACCACAACAGUAACUACAGAAUCAACUACAGAAACUUCCACUUCAACGGAACCCAAGAAACUUGAGGAACUUGAAAAGAAACCUGAGGAACCAAAGAAACCUGCAUAUGCCGGUCUGCCUGUUGACGAUUCCUCCAGCACUUGGAUGGAUGUCUUGGAUGAGCCGAUGAACUUCUCUGACGAUGAAGAAGCCGUGAAAGAAACCUCUUCGGCUUCAAUUGAAGGCGUAGCACUGGAUUCUAAAAAGUCCUUGACACCUUUGGCACCUUUUGAAGAAGUUUCUGACACUGCAGUACCUCCAAGUGAUGCUGAUCCGUUUAUUUGUGAAACAUCUUACUGGUCUGCCACACUUAAGCCCGGACAAGUAUCUACAACUGUACCCACAACUGAAUCAUCAACGGAUGUGAAGGAAACUACUUCAAUUUCAGUAACCAUUCCUAUUGAUGAAGUUGUUGAAGAAAUUGCCGUUAAAUCACCAACUGACCAGCCUACUACCUGGUCGGCAAUAGUUCAAACUGAGACGAAAAUCUUUCCAGCACCCGAACAAAAAGAUGAAGUCAAGACUUCGCCUGAUUGGUCCACCGUUGUAGUGAGCAAAACUACCGACUUCCAGGAGCCCAAGUCUCUUGAAGGUGUCGAAAACUCGCAAGAGGUGACAACAACUACGACCACUUAUGUGACCACAACUGUAACAACACAUAAGGAUGCUCCCAUUGUAGAGGAAGAGCCGUCAGCAACAUCCUAUGUCUCUACAGUGGUAACUAGCCAUACAAAUGACCUCGCUUUGAACACUAUACCAGUUGUUGAAUCGACUAUUGAAUCCAACCAACCUGAAAACCUCGCCGAAAAUCUGUUCCGCGAAGGCUUUAUCCUGCGUCCUCAAUACGACUUGUUGCAGGGACAAUAUCAGCAAUUGCAGGUGGUAAGCAUUCCGGAGGAACCGGCUCCACUUGAGGUUAAGCAGGAAGUUGACACACUAGAUGAUUAUGUGAUAAUUGAACCCGAAGCUAUACCGCAACUUAAUUUCGAAAUUCUUGCUCUUAAUCUUUAUCUCGAUCAGGGUAAUCUUCUGCCCAAAUCGCGUAUAGAUGUUGAUAGCAUUAGCCAGGUCAUUAAGCUCGAAACGCCAGCUGAGGCCAUUGUAAAAACAGAACCAGUAGUUCAAGAAAUCAAGGUUAUAGAAACUCUUGAGGUAGAACCCAUUGCAGAACCUUUGAUUGAAUCCCUCCCUGCUGUAACUCUUAUUCCUGAACAAUCACAAUUCCCAAUCGAGCCCAGUAAUCUUCUCUUGCAUCUUAGCCAGGACGAUUUCGUUAAGUUAAUCAAUCACUACAGGCACACGGCAAACGAAGCUUUUGCUUUGCUGCCGGGGACAACCACAGACAGGACGAACGCUCAGGAAACUCAAGACGAUAAGCAUAAGACUGACAGCAUUACAGAAACUGUAGUGACAACCACGACGACCACGAUUACUGAUCGCGUUGUAGAAAAGACUGAACCAGAAGCAUCGUCAUUACCAAUCAUUCCUACCGCCCAACCGCCGGCAGAACCAACACCAAGCAACCUCGAUCAGCUGCGACUGAAUCUGUAUCUUGACGACUGGCAACCAACCGGCGUCGAAGCAGAUUUGUCAGACAAUUCGAUCGACAGACUGAAACGUGCUGAUUCUGCCAGUGGAGAAUCGGAACUUGACAAAGACAAGAAACUGCACCAACCCGAUGUGACUGGAAAACCCGACAAAGACGACCAUGACAGUGACGAUGACGACGACGACGAUGACGAUGAUGAGGGGGACAAGCCGACUGUGCCUGAAAUUCGUAAGCCCAACGAUGACGAUGAUAAACCGAACGAUAAAGAUCCUGGUAGCGGUAGUAGUGGUAAUGUGACCCCCACACCCGAGCACGAUGCUCAGCAAGGUCAGAACCGUAGCUGCUCAUCGGAAUAUAGGUCCGCGGACCUUCCGGGCGGUGUGGGACACUGGCGGGAUCAGAGUACUUAUCUGGCUUUAGAAGCCGAACAGCCUCAGGUGAAAUUAGGAGAUCAAUCUGUACUAACCGAAACUAAAACCACAAGCCCCGUCCCCUCUGUUCAAGCCCCUGAAACUAGCCCCAGUACCAAUACCAGUCCCCUAAACGUUGCAAACGCACUAAUCCAAUUGGCAAGCGCCACAACUCACACGCUGACCGCCAAGGCGAACGCAGCAGCAGCGGCGACACAAGCAGCAGCGAUGGUAGCAACCAGCGCUCUUUUGCCAGUUGCCACAGCCGUAGUCGAUAAGCUAACGACGACGAACACACCAGCGGAGGAGCAACCAGUUGCGGCACCAGCUGCAGCUACGGAGAUCACACAGCCGACGGCAGCAGCAUCACCAAUUGUUGCUGUCGCAGAGCCUGAGGUGGCACCAGCAUCACACACCGAUACGACAACAACCAGCUGCAGGGAGGAGGAAGAAGUGGCCGCCGCCCCCACUGACAUUGGGGAGGUGUUAAGGCGUACCACAACAACGACCACUACCGUUACGACAACAACCACAAUUGAAACGCCUUCGACAACAAGCACCACAACGACAACAACCACAAGCAGCAACGAUCUGCAACAGCAACAACGCCAGAAGGAACUAAUUGCGCUAGAACUCGACGAACUGCUACAAUCGCUCUCAAGCGUCGAGGAUGGCAUCGCGAACAUGAACCAGAGCAGCUUGGAGGGCAUGCUGCAGGGACUGAAGCUAAUCCAAAGCAAUCUCGAAGUACACGAAAGGGACGGCAGCCAGCUGAAGGCGCAGGCCAAGACCCUGCCCACGGAUCCGGCUACCGAACGUUUGCUCAACGACACAGUGGAUCGCAUUGACUUGCUCCUGCGACGCACCCAACAGGGUAUCACCAUGAUAGCGAAUGCUAUGCAUGGUCAGAAGAAGCGACAGCAGGAGAUCGACGAGUACCAGCAGCAUCUCCUCGAACUGGAGCGCUGGAUCAUCGAGGUUUCCGCUGAGCUGGCUUCCUUUGAACCCACUUCGGACAGCACCACCGAUGAGCAGGUGCUCAAGUCGCAGGUGGAGAGGAGCCAGCAGCUGCUGCGCACUCUCAAGGAUCGUCAGCAGUCCAUGGAUGAUUUGGUGGAACAAACCCGCCAGCUGCAGUCGCAUCCCGAUGUUGCUCCCUUGGCCGACACGCUGAUGGAGCAGCUGCAGAGCAUCAUAACCAUACUGCGGGAACAAAUCACAGUGGCCACCAAGCGUAUCUUUACCAUCGAAAAGCGCAUUGUGGACCUGAGAAAGGCCAAGAGCGAGGAGGCGCAACGCCAAAGAGUUCUGGCCGAUUCCCUGAUCAAGCCACCAACGGAGGCAGCCUCUGAAUCCUUGGAGUCCAAUGAGGAGAACACCAUUACCUCUAGCUCUAUGCCCGAAGAGGAGAUCAAACCAACACCGACUGGUGUGUAUGUAGAGACCCAGACUUCGCUGAGCCUAAACCAGGCUCCAGCUCCCGUGGUGACCACCACUACGGUUGAAGCUCAGACCAGCUUCAAGGAGCCCCCGCCUGUGGAGACCGCCGAGGUGGCCCUGCAAACGCAGAAAGAGCGUUCGCCGACUGAGAACAUUAUGGUGACCCAAACAGUGCAGCAUGGCAAGGAGACCAUUCAGAUCGACACCACUCGCAACCAGGAUGUGCCUGAAGAACCAGAAGAUGUGCAGAUCGAAGCUCGCUAUCACCAGCGUCCGCAGGGCGAUGUGGAACGCGCCACCGAGCUCAUCUUGAAGAACGUGCCGCAGGCAUUCGAAACCACUUUCGUGGAGCCGGAUGAGACGACCACAGAAGUGGUUGUGGGACCCGAUGGCACCAAGCACAUUGUGCUCAAGAAGAUCGUGACCCGAACUCGCCAGCAGAUAGUGCAGCAGCAGCAGAUCAGUUCCAUCGAGACCAUCAGCGACUCGGAUGGCAACAUUGAGGUGCAAUCCACGGGACAGAUUAAUCUGGAGAAUGUGCACACCAGGGACACCAAGGCUGAUCCUCAAGAAGGCAGUAUCCAGACCGUUGUCACUCAGCAAACGCGCGGUGCCUUGGUGGACGCCUCUCAGCCUGAGGCUGUGAUUCUGCAGGAGUUUGAAACGGAACCCACAAUUGAGACAUUCGAAGAGGUUAUUGUGCCGGGCUCCCAGUUGAGCGAUGUGCAAACCCAGGGCAGCAUACGAGCUGUGGUCCAUCAGGUGACCCGCAAGGUUAUACGUAAAACGCGAAAGAUCAUAAAGCGCGUUGUGAUAAUAGAUGGCAAGGAGCACAUCACCGAGGAGGUGGUGGAGGAGCCCGAAGAGGUGGAGAUAACCGAAGAGGAGACGGCACCGCACAUCAAUGUGAACAUUGUAAGGACUGUGAACGGCAAAGUGGUGUCUGAAGAGGAGUUCCAGCGCUUGAUGCAGGAGCAGGAGUCUGGCGGCCUGGUCAUCGAAGAAGUUGCAGCAGAUCCGCAGCAACAGGUAUUUGAUAUUGAGUCUAAUCAAGUCACCACCACCACAAGAACAACAGCAACCACACAAGAACAAGAACAGCCAGAACAACAGACACCACCAACAACAACAACAACAACAACAGAAACGAUUGAAAAAGCACCUGUAGAGUUGCCAGCACCUCAAGUAGAAGAUGUUGAACAACAACCCGUAGAAGUUGCCACUACCAGUCCCGUUCAUGUUCCAGCAGCGGAUGUAGCUGAACCCCAAGACUCCCCACCAGCAGCCAUUGUAGAUGAUGAUGAGCCGCAAGUGGUUGAAGAUAUCAAUGAAAUUUGGCCACUGGAACAUCAUCUAAAACCCACCAACAUAGACUUCUCCCAGCACACCGAAGAAAUUGCAGUCACAACUACAGCAGCGCCAGAAGCCGCCUCCAUGCCAGUGGAGGAGAUCUGGCCCACAAGUCCAGAGACAGGCAACUCUUUGUCUCUGGAGCAGUACGUAUUCGAGCCACAAUCGCCGCCAGAGGAGACCACGAAAUCUGAGGAUGUGGUGCAGCAAGAGACUGAGACUAAGCCUACCACUGGCAGUAUUACCAUAAUCAAGACCACAACUACCAUCACAAGCUCCACUGAACUGCCUGAGGAAACCAUUGUUCCAGCUGAGCCUGUGUCCAAGCCCAAGACUGACACUGAGAGCUUCCUGGAAGCUGAACAAUCCCUGGCUGCUGCCUUAAAAGAACAAUCUUCAACGCCAGCUGUGGAUAUCGUGGAGCUACUGCCAGAGGAAAUAGCUCCUCUCGAGGUAAAGGAAGCGCCUGUUACUGUUGAGAUUUCAACCACCAAAGUAGUGGAAACUCUACAAGAAGCUGAACCAGUGAAGUCUGCAGUCACUGAAGCUACUGAAAAGACUGAACAAACGCCUGAAGAACCCAUCACAGAACCAGAAACAGUUCCUGCACAAACUGACCUGCGGGUGGCCACCCAACUCUUUAUCUCUGGCGAGGCCGCAUCUUCACUAGCUCCGCAGAAAUCCUUCCAAAUCACCGCUCCCUCCCUGGAGGACAAUGGUGCUGGUGUGCUAAAGGUUAAGCUGGGCAAGGAAGAAGACUCUUCAACCGCUCCAGCUACUGGCAAGGUAAGCAUGACCAUUAUCGAGACUGCAGCAGCUGCUGCUCCGGUCGUUGCUGCCGACGCCAAGCGGCGUCGAAAGAAAAAGAAGAGAAGAGAUACUAAGCACGACGACGAUCUCGAGCAAGAAGAACUUCAGCCGGAGGCUGUAAAAGAGCCAGAAGUUGAGUCUGAUCUGCCCGUUUCUCCAGAGGAUUCCCCACGCGACCAAGUACGCCAUGAAUCCAUUGUGGAGAUCAGUGCCGAUAGCGACUUAUCCAGCAUUGAAAUUGACUCAAAGGUCAAGGUGGUGGAAGAUGCCCUCGUUUCAUCGCCCUCAGAGUCCCCGCGAGCACCAAUGGUUGAGUUGGUCAUACCCACAGAGGUCGUGGAGCUGGCUUUGGUUGAGGAUGAAGAGCAGCAGACCACGCCGCGGAUUCCUUCACCCAUUGAAAAAACAGAAGUCGAGCAGGAUAUCAAAUCCGUGCAGACCUCUCCAGUGCAUCAACCCACGCUGGAUGAGAUAGGCUUGCAGACAAGCCUGGAGGUGCAACCCGAUAACCAGGAGAACGAAUCCCAGACCCUGAUUGUGGAGAUUGCAGAGACUGAGGCACAGACCACGCCGCGCAGCGAAGAGAAACCCGAGACUGUGGAGCUUUCCACUACCGAAAUUCAAACGGAUGUGAGUGGCCAGCCGGCCGAGACCGUAGAGAUUUCCAGUCAAACCACUGUGACCACUACUAUUGAAAAGGAACUGCAGACCACGCCCAAGGAUUCGCCUCGUGCACCAGAGUCAGGCAGCAGCGAUGUGGUGGAAUCUUUAGUACAGGAUUUGGUCAAGGAUAUGACCACGGAUUUGCCAGUGCCCACCAGCGAACAGUCGACGGGCACAGAGACAACCACAACCACUGAGAUUCAUGUUCAGACCACAACGCCAGAGCCAACGGAGCGGAUUGAGGUCGUCAAGCCAGAGACGGUUCAUGAGGAAACUUCAACUGUGGAAUUGGUACAGGUGGCAGAUGGUGAGAUGCAGACAACGCCUCGUGGCGAUCAAGAGCAGCCUGCCUCUCUCGACGACAACUCUUUGACGGCCACUUCGAUCACCAUUUCGGAACCCUACGAGCUGGAAGUGAAGACCACAGUGGCCAUUCCUGCUGAUUCAGAUGCCUCGGUGGCUGAGCCCACGGUCUACGAGUAUACCCAGACCAUGCAGCUGCCCAAGCAGGACAAGAAAUCCAAGAAGGACAAAAAGAAGAAGCAAAAGAAUGUCCCUGAAGUAGAGCAGCUGCAGCAACAGGUUCCAGAGGAGCCGCAAAUCAGUGUAACUGUGGAAAUUGCACCCGAAUUGCUGUCCGAAUCGGGCAUUGUGGUGUCCACCAACCAGGAAAUUGAAGAGGUGCCACAUGUCACACCUGUUGUGGAGGAGACCAUCAUCGAACCAGAAGAAGACGGAAACAAACCCACAAGAGUGCAGCUGCAAAUAACCAAGACCACUGUCUACGAUGAGUAUCCCGAUCUGCCAGUUCACAUCACCGAGCAGAACAAGGUGCUCAUUGCGUCGCAGCAGCAGCAACCAGGCAAGCGGUCUGGAGCCGGACCUACUUCAUCGGCGGUGACCAUUGAAGAGGUGAGUUCUCCCACGGAAGAACUGGUGGUGCCCAUUACCCCGGGACCGGACAAUUUCAGUGAAGGACCCAGCAAUGUGUGGUUUAGUGCCACCACCAGCGUGGACAAGACACCCGUGGAGCUUUCCCAGGCUCUGAUCAUGAGCGAGAGCUUGCAGCAUUAUCCAGGACAGCAGAAGCAACCUAUCCUGAUUUCAGCAAAGGAAGCCAUUGGAGAUCGCAUUAGCAAACUUAAACAGUCAUCACCACAGCAGGCUACUCCCCUGAGCAACGUCCUCCACCUGGCCACGCUUUCGGAGCAAAUUAAGGACCUGCCCACGGAGCAACGCAUGCUGGAGGUCAGCGAAGGACUCCAGGAUCUUGAUGCUGCCAUCAAAAAGGGCGAUAAGACUGUUAUCCAAACCACCGUUAUCACCGUCAUCGAAAAGGUAUCAACAUGGCUGGAGACCAUCGAGUACCGUGUGUACCUCAUCCGCCAGAACUCCAAUGAAGGACCCUCAGAAGAGAAAUUGGACAACUAUAACCAACUCAAUGAGGAGCUGCAAACCAUCAAGCAGAAUGUCAGCCAGUUGGAGCGACAGCUGUCCCACGCAGAGCCACAGUUGCUGCAGUGCGUCGAUACUCUAAAAGAGCACGUGGAUGCCGUGGAGCAGGUAACCCAACAGAACCAAUCUCAGGAUAGCAAUGACCUGGACAAAUGGCACAGCUUUGAGCUUUUGCUAAACGAUGUAUCUUCGGUGCUGGCCAAUCUCCAGCAAAGUUAUGAUCAACUGGUCAACCAGGAGUAUCCCCUAUCCGCUAAGCUCACCCAACUGGAUGAGCUGGAGGGUCAGCAUGAGGCAGCCCAACAGCAGCUGGCACAUCUUUGCCAGAAAGCCCGAGCCUUCCAGCGCGAUUUCCCUGGCAAAAAGAUGCCGCAGGAUGUGCACAAUGCUUUCGAGACAAGCAAGAACAUUGGCAACAACAUUCAGGCGGAAAGAGAUCGUCUCCUGCAGUUACAAUCUCUGGCGGAGGAGUACGAGCAGACCCUCAAGGAGUUCACCAAUAUUACAGUUCUGGCUGAUAAGCUAGUUGAGAGCCCCAUAGUUUCCAGUUCCCUGGAGCAGCUGAACAACGAGGUGCAGAAGCAGCGCAAGUUCUUUGUGAAUCUUAGCCACUGCCGAGCCAUGUUGGAGUCCCUGGAGGAGAACAUCGACAGUGAAACCCGCGAGAAGCACUCCGAACUGCACAAGGAGCUCUACAACAGGGCCACUAUACUCCUAGACAAGGCCUCGGAGAGAUCUUCCAAACUAGUGCAGGCUGCCUCCCGCUGGACUGUCCUGGAGAAGGGCAUGCGCGAUGAGUUGCAGUGGCUACAGGUGGCCCAACAGCGAGUACCGGAUCUGUCAGCCGUCACAUCGGCGGACUACGAUCAGUACACCACACUUUACCAGUCCCUGAGCAAUGAUAUUUCCCAUCAUUACGUGAAGAUGACGCAGCUUUCUGGAAUAGCCAACAAAUUGCAGCAGCUGGUCCAGGCCCCCAAUCUUGUGGAGGAAACAAACGAAGCCCUAAUUGUGCUUCUCAAGCUUCGCGAGGAGGUGGCCCUGUACCUGCAUCGCCUGCUGGUCUUCAAGGAAAUCUGGGUGCAGUACGAACAGCAAACGGAUAAGCUGGAGGCCUUCGUUCGCGAGGCUGAGCAGGAGCUGCGACAAAUCCAGAUACCUGCCCAACCCACCCAACAGCCCAUCGAGCACAUGCGUCAGUUCUGGGAGAUCAAGGCCCGCUUCGAGCUGCAUAACAAUGUGCGAACCGAUGCCGGUCUGAGCUUUGAAAAGUCCCUGCAGGUCAUCCCCCUGGCCGACGAGAUGCUUCAGCGGCAGUUCCAUGCCCAACUGGAGGAUCGCUGGCAGGCCGUGGCCCAGGCCAUCGAACUCAUUCAACACAACAUUGUCGAGUGCCUGUCAUCGGAAGAUGUGCCAGCGGAUGAGAAGCUCAAAAUGGUGGAGCGGGAACUGCAGGAGAUCUACCUGACCAUGACCAGCAUGAAGGGUGUGAUCAAGAACGAGGAGGAACUGUGUCUGUACAUUGAGCGCGUUCAAGUGCUGCGCACACGCGUGGGCUUCAUCGGCAACGAGCUGGGCAGGAUUGGUCUGCAGGAGCCUGCCAUUGAGCCGGAAAAGGUUGGCGAACUCUUUGCCCUGUCGCACAAGAUCAGCACCCAGAUAGCCGAGGAACUGGAGGGAGCCUCAGUGCUGCGUGAGCAACUGCAGGCCAUCCAGGAGGGUAUCAGCAACCAACGAAAACACCAGGCCCAGAUCUCUGUUAUCCUAGAUGAAUGCGAGGCUGCCGAGCGACAGGGAGCCGAUGUUCUCGAAAAAGCCGUUGCCGAUUGCCAGGGCGUUGGUGAGGAGCUGGUGACCAGCUGGCAGGAGAUCAUGCGCAUCCGCCAGAUGCUGCACACCCUGCCCAUGCGCCUCAAGAUGUCCGUGUCGCCCGUUAAGCUGGAGCGGGAUAUCUCCCAGCUCCAAGACGACCAUGCCUUCCUCGAGAGCAAGUGCACGAAUAUCAUGGGCAUCUUAAGGAAUCGUCUGGCCGUCUGGCUGCGCUACGAACGCCAACUGGAAUUGGUUCACGGUUCCGUCCAGGAAACCGACUUCAUGAUGGAACUGAUUCGGGUCCACGGCCAAGUGGACUACGAGCGCCUGCGUAAGGCCACGGAACGUUUGGAGGGAUUGGCCGGCGAUCUACACAACCGCGAGCAACUGAUCGAUGAACUUAAGGGUGCCGCCAAGCCGCUGAUCGAGAGCUGUGAUGUCCAGAUUGUCGAGCAGAUAGAAUCGGCCGUCCAGGAGGCAGUGGUCGCCUGGAAUGAUACCAGUGGCAAUCUACAGCAGUUACGCACACGAUACCAGAGAGCCGUCGAGCUGUGGGACAAGUACCGCAACGCCUCAGCGGCUGUCAAGAGUUCGAUUGACCAGCAAAUGGAUACGGUCAAGUCCCUAGAGCAGCCAUUGGAUGCCCUGCAGCACGCCAAGGUAUGCCAAGAUAGCCUAAGCACCCAGAAUGACAGAAUCUUGGAGCUGCGUGACAUUGUGGCCAAAAUAGCCGCCGAUGUGGGUCUAGAUGCCUCGGCCCUAAUGCAGGGCGAACUGGAUGCUCUGGGUCAGCGUUUAGCCGAGUGCAAGGAUGCCAUUACCACCCUCGCAAAUGUGGCUGAAACGCAGGACAAGGAGCGCAAGGAACUCGAUAAGGAGGUGGCCCUAGCCAAGUCCUACUUCAACAAUGUACAGCAGGACAUUGCUCGCGAGCCACCGCAAAAUCCCAAGGAAAGCGAGGAGCAGUUGACCGCCCUGCGAGCCCAUCUCCAAACUUUGGCCAGAACAGAAGAGCAACUGCGACAGCUGAAGGAGCGCCAGCAGAAGAAUGAAGUGGCUCCCUCAGUCUCUGGAGCUGAUGACGACGGUAUACUGGAGGUUCUAGCCAUGUGGCAGAAGAUAUUCCAGGAUACAUUCCAGGAGUACCAUCGCUUGUCCACGCGUCUUGCCCGCAGCCAGAACAGUUCGGAGGCCUUGCGUCUUUGGAGACAAUAUCUCCAGCAUGUGCAGUCCUUCCUCUCCUGUGCCAUUCCCGAGGAUUACAGCAGUCUGAGGGAACAGCAGCAGCUGUGUGCCAUCCACCAAAACUUGCUCAUCUCGCAGCAAAGUGUGCUGGCCGAGACGCCACUGGAAUCGGAGCUCUCCGAGCAGUACAAGGCUCUGACGAACCUGCACAAUGAGACCCUCUCGAGGAUUAUGCAGCGCAAUGGUGAGCUACAGCGGCGGGUGAGUGGCUGGAAUGCCUAUCGCCAGCAGCUGGAUGCCCUUUUGGACUGGCUGCGUCAGCGAGAGGCAGAGCGAAAUGGCCUACAACUGCGUUACAUACACCUGAAGCGAGUGCCCCACCUGAAGAACCGCCUGGAUUCUAUGAUCCAGCAGCUGGACCAGGGAGAACAACAGAGCAAGGUUCUGCAGGAGCAGCAGCAAGAGAUGGCCAAGCACUGCGACGAUGCCCUGGCCACCGCCAUGCGCAUGGAGCAGGCCAGCAUAGGCCAGCGUAUCAAUAACCUACGUGCGGCGCUCAAGACCUGGCAGGGUUUCCUCCUCCGCGUGACCCAACUCUCGGAGACUUACGAGCUAAGGGUGCAGCAAUUGCAAAAGGAGUUUGGAGCAGCCCAGAGGCUGCUGGAUUCGAAUAGUGAAGAAUCUGCACUGCCCACCCAGCCGGCGGCCAUUGAGCAGCUGCUGGGAGCCUUGCGUUCCCAGAGAGUCCAGCUGGGCGCCCAGGUGCCCGCUCUGGAGAGUCUCACUGUGACCCAGGAGGAACUCAAGGAGUGCAUCAGUCCGCAUGACAUGAAGACCAUACGCCAAAGGAACUGGCUGCUCUGGCAGCAGCACGCCGAUCUGGACUACCAGCUGGCUAACCUGAUAAACUCCAUCGAGGAGCGUCUGUCUCUGCUUUCAAACUACCAAAUCCGCUACGAACGCAUCUCCCAGUGGCUGCAGCGCCUGGAGCAUCGUGUGGACCAGGAUGCGGAUGUCACAGCCUUGUCCAAUCCUGAACAGGCAGCCAAGCAGCUGGAGCAGCAAAUCAACUCUGAGCUGCAGCUGCGCGACAAGGAACGCGAGUGGCUUUUGUCCACUAGUCGGGAACUCCUCACGCUGUACUCGGAGCCCGAGGUCCGAACCCAGGUCCAGCAGCAGAGCGAUGCCCUCAUCGAUCGCUGGCAGCGCCUGAAAUAUCUGUGCAAGCAGAAGGCCACCAAGAUCGGGGAACUCAAGAUGACCUUGCUCCGCUUGGAGGAGCGCAUUAUCCUGAUACGCUCCUGGCUUUUCGAGGUGGAAUCCCAACUGGACAAGCCGCUGAACUUUGAGAGCUACACCCCCAAUAUCAUCGAGGCCAAGCUGAAGGAGCACGAGCAAAUACAGCGCUCCAUUGAGCACCACAGCAGCAAUGUGGGCGAGGUCCUGAAUCUCGUGGAAAUGCUGCUGAACGAUGCGGACAGCUGGCGCACUCAGGUCAACACCUCCGGACUGGCGGCCUCUGCUCAAAAUCUCGAGCAGCGUUGGAAGAACGUGUGUAGCCAGUCGGCAGAGCGCAAGGCACGCAUCCUGACCACCUGGAAUCUCCUCCAGCAGCUGAUCAAGCUCACGGCCGAACACAAGAACUGGCUGGGCAAGCAGGAGAGUCAGCUGGCGGGCUACGAGCGGGACCGCAAGUCAAGCAGCAAGCAAAAGCUGGAAGAACGCCAGAAGGAACUGAGAGCCAAGCUGGAGGAGCUGGAAAGCCAGUCGGUGAAUCUGCGCCAGCUGGAGCAGAUCUACGCCAAGCUGACCUCCAGUGCCGGCGUGGAGCCAGAGAACAUCCAGAAGCUUACGCUGCCCACCAAGGUGAUGGUGAGCAUGUGGCGCCAGUUGACGCCCCGCUGCCACGCCCUGCUAGAUGCCAUUGACAAAGACGCCAAGCUGAUGCGUGAGUUCAACAAUGCCCAACAGGAGGCCACCAACUCGCUGAAUGCCAUACAAAAGGCCCUGGAACAAUUGCCCAGCGUGGAGGACCAGCAAAACUCCAAAGCAGAGCCAAAAGUGGUGCUUCAACGCCUGGAGAGCCUAGAGAAGAAGCUGCAGGAUGCCCAGCAGCAUGUACAGCAGGCGGAUAGCUUGGCCCAGGAGGCCAAGGCCAGGACCAAGGAGCAGCCACAGCACAAGCAAUUGCUGGAACUGAUCACCGCCUACACCACCCUCUGGCAGUCUGUGCAGACCCGCAUCGUGACCCUCAAGACCACUUGGCUGGCCAGAGCCGCUCAAGCAGCUGCCGCCGCAUCUCGUGUUGUGCCUGUGAAUGAGGCAGCCAAUGCCGCUGUCCAGGUGAAUACCCUGUCUCAGAGGAAACUUCGCCAGGCCCAGCAGAUGCAGCGUGAGACCUCCAUCACCGCCAAGGAUGCCUACAUUAUGGAACUGCAGACAGCCAUCACGGAGUGCCAAAAUAAUCUGGAUGAGCUGCAGCGCACGGUGGCGGACAAGACCCGCAAGCCGGGACCACAGAAGAUAGCCAAGCUGCUGGGCAAUGCCCAGUCAUCCACGGAGCUGGUGAAGCAUCUCAGCCAUUUGCUGCUCACCGAGUGCCAGGCGGACAACCAGUCCGCCCAGGUGGACACCGUGGCAGAGCUCACGUUGCGCUUUGACACAUUGCAGUCGCAGUGGAAGGCGCGACAGCAGCACGAUCAAAAUGCAAGGUGCCACCUACCUGCAUCCUACAAGUACAACUGCAUACACGAGGUCGGCCGUCUAACGUGUCCGCUCUGCACGCAGCGUAACUGGCAGCAGAUCGACAACGAUCUGUGGCGCCUGGAGCAGUGGCUGCAGUUCGCCGAGAGCACCCAAAAGGCCCAGUCGGCUCCGCCCUCGAAUAUCGAGCUCCUUGAGGAUGUCACCCAAGAUCAUCGCGAGUUCCUCUUGGAUCUGGAGAGUCACAAGUCCAUUAUCUCGUCCCUCAAUGUCGUCGGCGACCAUUUGGCCACUCACACCUCGGAUACCGAAAAGGCGCGACAACUUCGUUCGCGCCUGGAGGCCGACAAUGAACGCUGGAACAAUGUCUGCAUAAAUGCCACCAAAUGGCAGGGUCUGCUCCAGACCGCUCUUAUGGGCAACAGCGAGUUCCAUCAGACCAUCGAUGAGCUGGUGGACUGGCUACAGCGCACCGAGCAGAACAUUAAGGCCUCGGAGCCUGUGGAUCUCACCGAAGAGCGUUCCGUGCUCGAGGCCAAGUUCAAAAAGUUCAAGGAUCUGCGUGCCGAGCUGGAACGCUGCGAGCCGCGUGUGGUGAGCCUGCAGGAUGCGGCCGAUCAGCUGCUGCGCGAAGUCGAGGGCUCACAGCAGCAGUCGCAGCACACCUACGAAAGAACCCUUUCCAGAUUGACCGAUCUCCGCCUGCGCCUGCAAUCCCUGCGCCGCCUAGCCGGCAUCUACAUAGUCAAGCUGGGCGCUGUUCUGGGCUACGAGGGCGACUCUCUUGGUGUGCCGCUGCACAUGUUGUCGAGCGAGCUUUUGGAUAAUACUACAUUAUCAACCUCUUCCAUGCAGGCCGCCGCACCCAACACAGAAAAUGCAAACAACACCGAUGGCGUCGAUGCUGUCGAUGGCGAUGUCAUCAAUACCACGGUGCUGGCGCGCAGUGCUCGGUUCCUAGGCCGCGUUGCCCGUGCCUCCCUUCCCAUACAGGCGCUCAUGCUGCUGCUUUUAGGUGUGGCCACUCUGGUGCCCCAAGGUGAGGACUACACCUGUAUGUUCUCAAACACCUUCGCCCGCAGCCUGGAGCCCAUGUUGUCAUAUCCCCACGGUCCGCCGCCCACCUAGGCUAGUGGCAGCUCCUGAAAGAACAAACCCCUGACCUACCCUGAACAUUAACAGAACUAAUCGAGAGUGAAGAACACAGAUAACCCAAUAAGAAAUGCCUUUUUGUAACUAAAUUCCUGUAAAAACGAUCGCACCCAAGUGCGUGGGAAAAAUUCAAGAACGUUGUACAUUUUGUGUGUAGUUAUCACAUUUUAUAAUUGUAUGUAAUUUUAUAAUGAUUUAAUAGCUAGAGGCAUUAAUAAAUCAAAAUUAAUUUGUACAUAACCCAGACAGACUCGACGAGAAGAACAAAAACACUAUAUGAAAAUGAAGAAUAAUGAAUACAAAGAAACUACUAAACGAAAACUAACGAAACCCUUUUGUAAAACGAUAUAUACAUUAUACAUAUAUAUUUGCACAGCAAACAAUUUAUAUAUUCAUAUAUAUACCCAACAUAUAUGAUCCCAAACUAUAUAAAGAGAAACCCCAACAUUUUGUAUAUAAAAGAAAAAGAGAUAACUAAGCUUAAACGAAAUCAAAAAAUACGCACACGAAAAUUUUACUCAUUGACGCACGUUGAUUAUUUCUAGAGAAAGCUCGGUGGCAGCCAGGGGGAUUGUGCUCGGAGCUCUGCAAAUUUCGUGGAACAUUUUUGCAGGAACCCGAACACAACAUCCUAGCUACCAUCCAUUGGCCUGAAAAAGAUAAAACCUCAAGACAAAUCAUGACCCACAUAGACCAAUCGUCCGGAGAGCUAUUCGUCCAUCGUUGUGCCUUGUGUAUUGCCCGGCCUUUCUCCCAAAUUCAAGGCCGGGCUGUCGAUGAGUGGCAAUGGUGACCGUUUAGACUUCUUCGGCAUUUAAAGCCACCUUGCUCAAGGAUAAUUCUGCCCCAUGGCCAAGCUCUCUCCCAAGGCCAGGGGUUAGAAAGGAAUUUAAACCGUAGUAGUAGACCCGCCACAGGUCUCUCUAAACACCCGUUCUGAUCCUUAAACUCGAACUCUGGCAAACGGUGGCUAGACAUUUCAAGCAUUCCUGAUACUCAUUUCCAAAUUACCAUAGACAUUGUUUAACCCAGGCCAAUCCUCUCUAGAUAUAAGCGACGUGCGUGCCGCGAGCAUUGAACAAAACGAAGCAAGUGUCCUAUGCCGGUGCUAAACCAACCAACAAAUUUUCUAUAUAAAAAGAAAAGCUGUAAAAUGCGUAUACAAAAAUGAAAUGAAAUUUAAAUAAUGAGAAAUGAAUGAAAUGAAAAACAAAAAAGAAAAAUCAUUAAAAAAAAAUCGUAAAAAUGCAAUUUGCAUAUAUAGACAAGUGGCGUUAGUCCAUCCAGUAAAAAAGUAACCUAUUUUGUUGUUAAUAUUUUUUGAUAAACCCUAAUUAUAUAUACCUUUGCCUUAUACUUAUCCAACUUGUUUAUGACUAUUUUUUAUUAUUUAACGCCUGAGCAAUUAUUGAGAAAAAUACAUACAUUUAUUUAUUAGAAUAUAUGCGAUUUAUUAUGUAUUUAAUUAAGUUUGAUUUAACUGUUAAAUUUGUGUAAUCUGCUGCUUCUAUCUGGUUAUUAUCAAGCCACGCGCGCCGUUAUCCAGUUAAUAUAAUUUAUGUAGCAUUUUAAGAUUUCCUUUCUUGUGAACAACUGUACCUUUAUAUGCAUUAUGAUUAUUAAAGAAAAAUUACAAAAUAA